Messenger RNA from Xyrichtys novacula (pearly razorfish), 51771 nucleotides. The record is from the annotation of a GenBank genome assembly. NCBI's taxonomy places the organism in Eukaryota, Metazoa, Chordata, Actinopteri, Labriformes, Labridae.
UUUGUCCACAGCUCCAUAAGCUUUGCUGGCGGAGGUGGGAUUUAUGACCUAUACUGCAGCCCAUCAACAGAGGGUGCUGUUCUUGGAGUGGCGUCACCCUGCAAGGAGGCAGACUCUGUCCAUUCUUUAUACAGUCUAUGGGUUAUACACAACAAACUUCCGCAUUCAGCAAAACCGUACGAAGCACUUCCUUCCGGUUCAGAUCUUUAGCGGAAACCUGUGAUGGGAGACUGGGACAAAGCACUUAAAAUAUUAAUUAAAUGUUGAAAAUAUCUUUGUUUUACUCAAGAUGCCUCCAAGACCUCCCAAAGAUGUCCAUGCCCGAUGUCAAUCGCAUUUGCAGGGUCACAUCUAAAACUCCUACCACAAAAAUGGCAGUUUUAAGCUUUAUGCUCCAUCCUUUAGAUGUGACUACGAUGGUAAAUAAUUAGAAUAAGAAUAAAAAGAACUUUAUUGAUCCCCGAAGUGAAAUUCAACUGUCUGUCAUCUCAUUUUGUCAUGUCUCUAAAAGUCAUCUACUAUUUACAGAAGAGUUGUACAGUCUGAUGGCUGUUGGUACAAAAGAUCUUCUGAAUCUUUCUGUCCUGCAGAAAGAGGAGCAUCUGCAACAUCUUACUACAGAUGUCUAUUGAUCGGAGUCUUCUCAGGCAAAAGAGGCGGCUCUGCCCCUUUCUGUAGAUGAAGUCUAUAUUCUUAGACCAGUCCAACUUAUUAUUCAGUUGUAGACCUAGGUUUUUAGAUGAUGUCACCACUUCGAUGUCCACUCCACAGGUGUUCACUGGCUGAAGAGGGGGUUUGGAUAGGGUUGCCAACUCCAAGAGAUUGAAAUAAGGGACAGUUAAUCUGAAAAAUUUUUGGUGUCCCUUAUAAAAAACAAACAUCAUGCCUAAUAUGAUACACCAAGUCCUAUUCAUAUACCAAGUAAAUGCAAUUAGAUAAAGUAAAUGCAACUAGAAUAAGUGAGCCCAAGGCAUGUACACAAACAUUAAUUUAUAACCAUAAAUUAAACCUUAAUUUGUAUUUAAUUUAUAGACAGACUACACAAGAAACAUUAUCAUCGAUCAUUGAAGAUUUUUUGUGUACAGUUAACCUUAAUUAUAUAACCUCCUUAAAAUAUGACAAACUAAAACAUCACAUCCUAUUGUAAAUCAGUAAAGAUGAGUUUUCCAGGUUUGGCCUUGCAAAAAACAAACCAAAAAACAAAGACUAACUUCUCUAGCAAGUUGCACCCCCUGUUGGCAAAUCCUAAAACUGCCUAUGGAACCAGAGAGGACAUGAGAAUGACUUGUCCCAUAGCUCAGCUGCCAAGCUGCUGAUGUGAGCUUGUGACAGUGUGUUAGGCAGAGAGACGCUGUCAGAAAAUACGGGAAAAGGAGCGUCCCAUUUUAGUUCAUUACGGGACAUGUCUUUUUGUUUUCAAAUACAAUACGAUCCCGUUUUUUACAGUACGGUUGGGAACCCUAGGUUUGGAUCUACGGAAGUCUAUGACCAUCUCCUUUGUCUUUGAGGUGUUGAGGAGGAGGCAGUUUUUGUGACUCCAGUCACUGAAGGCUCUUAUCAGAUCUCUGUAUUCAGCUUCUUGUUCAUUUCUGAUACAUGCCACGAUAGCAGAGUCAUCUGAGUAUUUCUGGAUGUGGCAGGACUCAGUGCUGUAUUUGAUGUCUGACGUAUACAGUGUGAACAGGAAUGGCGCCAGCUCUGUCCCUUGUAGAGCCCCUGUACUGGUAAUUAAUUUCCCAGAAACACAGUUCCCCAGCCUGACAAACUGUGGCCUUCCUGUCAGGUAAUCUGCAAUCCAGGAAACACAGGAAGGAUCCUUUCCCAUCUCUGUGAGCUUGUCUUUGAGUAUGGUGGGUUGGAUGGUGUUAAAUGCACUUGAAAAGUCAAAGAACAUGAUCCUCACAUAAACCCCAGGUUCCUCCAGAUGAGACAGGGCACAGUGAAGCAUGUCGAGGACAGCAUCAUCCACUCCAAUGUGUUUUCUGUAUGCAAACUGCAGGGAAUCCAGUUUGUCUUUGACCUCAGACCUUAGAAGGCAUAGAAUCAGCCGCUCCAGGGUUUUCAUAAUGUGUGAAGUGAGGGACACUGGUCUGUAGUCAUUGAGUUCAGCAGGACAUUUUGUUUUUGGUACUGGCACAAUGCAGGAUGUUUUCCACAGAGUAGGCACCCGCCCCAGCUGUAGACUCAGGUUGAAGAUCUUGUGGAGAGGUUGACACAGUUCUGCAGCACAGUCUCUAAGCAGCUUUGGAAACGCACUCUCUGGACCAGGACAAAGUCUUCCAAGCUCAAUCCUCAUCCCUAUUUCGGUGACAGACAAGAACUGGAAGCUGCAGUGAAGUUGCAAUGAAGCUGCAGAUAGGAUGGCCAAGAAAGCAUUAAAUAUGGGGCAUAUAAUUAAUGUAGCAUUUGGCAAAAGAGAAGGUAAAGCACUGAUUACAAGGAAAGUAUCAGAACUUUGGUAAAGGAUGUGGGAUGAAGAUAACAAGGGUAGAACAUACUCCAGAGUACAAAAAUCAAUCAGUGUACUAAGUAUUAACCCUAUAUGGUAUGCAUUACGAUCCUAAUGGGUUAAAAACAUAUAUUUGUGCUGUUUUUCCAGCCUAAGAUAUGACAUUUUAACAAAAUCAAUACAAUUUAAAAAACAAUAAGUUUUAAAAAAAAAUUAUUGCCUUUCGGGAACAUGUUCCAAAAUAGAAAAAAAUAUAACAUUUAAUGUCAUCAACAGAAAAAAUAACCUUAUUUCUUUACAACAUGUAUUUCUUUGAUCAAAAACUUAAACUAAGAGAUCUAUUUAGUUCCCAGAACACAACAUAAUUUAUACUUCACAAAAAGGCACCUAACAUAUUCAGGGAGGCCUCACUUUCUUUCGACAAGGUCAACAAUUAAAUGUUGCCUCAAGGCAACACUAUACCAAAGAGGGUUAAAGGAAAAAGAAGAAGAGAAAAAGUAGUCUUAACAAGGUUGAGAUUUGGCCACAUUGGAUUAAAUAAAAAACAAAAUUUAAUGGGAAAAAUACACAAAUGUGAUCACUGUAAUAUGACAGAAAAUGUAGCCCAUGGAAUGCGCCAAGUAUCAGGAAGAAAGGGAAAGACAACAGCAGAGGGUGAGAGGGGCUGGCUGAGAAUUUGAGUCAGAAGAGAUUUUAGGUGCAAAAGGGAGAUCAACACAAGGGAACUGUUUAAGUUUUUGAGGGACACUGGGUUAUUUAACAGAAUACAACACAAAAUAGUUUUUUGUGUGUGCCUGGGUGUUUUUUUUUUCCUUAUUUAUCUGUACACUUACUUUACAGUCUUUAUUGAUGACUGAUUAAGAUAAAACUUUCAUCAUUCAAUAUACUCCGGUACAGUAGGUGGCGGUAUGCACCUAAAGUUGAUUUACAUUAUGCCAAUAAAUUCAAUGAAGAAGAAGUUGGCGAAUUCAAAAACAGCCGCAUUCCGGCGCACGCAGAUGUCUCAGGUUUCUGUUGACGACAGUUAGCCUGGAGCCCAGCUGGUCCUCCAUCACUGCGAUCACCGGAGAGUCCAGACGAACUUACCCGCCCCCCUCGUCACUUAUCCCGGCAGUAUACGGACGAGCGCCGUGGUCUGUAGACCCCAUCUUUUAUCCUCAGUGUUUUGGCUGUUCUGAUUUUCCUGGAGUUAAAGUAAGGCGGCCAUGAUGGCAGAGGGAGCGGACUGCGGCUCCGUCGGCACCGCGAAGAGGAGGCAGCCCGCCGGGAGGAAGAGCAGACAGAGCCAGCACAGGAAGAGCUCCAGCGGCAGGGUACGGUCUUCUAUGAGGGCUCACAGCUAACGGUUAGCUGUCCGCUGUCCGAGGGAGUUUUAUUGAGGAGACAAAAGUUUACGGGGAAAACUUAAACUAAACCAAUAGCACAUAAAAAUGUACAGAGGGCUUUUUAAAUCAAAAUUGUUACGUUUUUAUUAGUUUUACCUCCUGAAAGACGACCGAUAAAUCUGUGCGAGGGUAUAGUCUGCUAACUCAGCAACAGGCUAAUGCUUACACAACACACAAAAAGUUCCAGACCACCAGUGUUUCAGUCAAAUUCGCGACCCCUCGCAGUAUUAGCGUCUGAUUAGAUUUUCACAUUUAUUUUAGACCCUUAAUAAAGUAAACUAGACAGAAAAACCGUUUUUACAUAGAGCCAAAAUCCUGAUACAAGACGAAAUGUAAACAAACAGCAGAGAUAGAUGUAAUGAUUGAAAAUAAAAGAGAUAAAAGUUAAAAUAAUGAUUUCAGGCAGCUUUUAUUAAACUCUGAAUUGAUGAAGUCAUACGAGGGGUAGGUCGAUUAUGGCAAACAUAACAAUUCCGAUUAUUUUGACGAUAUUGAAAUCACAAUUAAUAAACAUGAUAAUGCAUUGAUUUCAAAACUUUUUUGAAAUCAAUGAAUUUAUUGAACUAACUUAUCUUUAUUGAAUUAACAACACUUAAUUGAACUAACAAAACCUAACUUUAAAUAUAACUCAAAAGAACAGAGAAAUAAAUUAGUUAUAAGUAUGAAAAUAAUAACAAUAGUAAAUUACAAUGAUAUGACAGUGCAUUAGGGCCACAUUAAGAAAAGAAAAAGUUUUAGACCUCGGAAUUACUUACGAGAAUAAAGUCAUAGUAAAAUAAUUAUGUACGAGAAUAAAGUUGUAACAAAAUCAUUUCUUAUGAGAAUAACGAUGUAAUAAAAUCAUUACUGAUGAGAGUAAAGUCAUAAUUAAAUGAUUACUGACGAGAAUAAAGUUGUAAAGUAAAUGAAGUCUUUAAGCUGCUUUUGUGGAGGAGGUAAUGUCUGGAACUGGUUAACUGCAGAGUUAUCUGUGGGUGCAUCAGUGGGCCAUGCAGAGGGCUUUUGUGGUCUCUCAAAAAACAAUCCAACUGAUGAUCAACAUUUGCGAUUCAGAGGGAGUCGAGCUCCGACGAUCACCACGUCUGUCUCUGAUGCCGGCACAACACCGGCAACAACCUACACCUGCAGAGUAAGGGUGUGGAAAAUAAUCUAAAUUAAUCGAUGCAUGGAUGCGCAUGUGCGCGAUGUGACUGCGUCGGCUCAUUCACUGGGUAUUGAUGCAAUUGACGGGUUAAAUCUAGAUUCAUCUAGAUGUGUUGGUGGGUAUUGGUAAAAUCCGAUGCAAGCGCCGUUUUAUUCAGGUUAAACUUCACCCCAUCGGCUGUUCCCCAGGCGCAAUGAAUGCACCAUCAUUAUUUCGCGUUUUGUAUUGAAUACGGACGGAAGCCGUGAGGGACAUACAAUGCACUACUAGUAAAACAGCAUGGACCACGUUCAAGUGAGCAGCAGCGAGGAAGAGUUUAUAUGUAAUGCAUCGGCUACGUUUAAAUCAUAUGUUUGGAAACACUACGGAUUUGCAAGAAAGACGGAAAGCUCGACAAAACGUCCGUCAUUUGCAAAGAAUGUCGUGUUAAGAAGCCGUACAACGGCAGCACGACAAACAUGCAGACCCACUUAAAAAGAGAACACCACAUCACCGACAAGUCUAACGCCACCUCCCCUCCCUUAACAUUGAUUGCACUGUUGAAAGUGUCACUUUAGGUUACUCAUUGAGAGUGUUUUGUUGUUGCUGACUGUACUUUUUACAACAGUAAUUAUUGUGUAAUUGUUUUACUCUUUUAUUAUUGCAGAACUUACUCAAGUCACUGAUUUUCAGUGGCCAGUUAGAAAGUCAACUCUAGCACAUUGGUUUGGCAGACAGUAGUAUGGCCAUUGAAUGGUUUAUUUGCACCAUGUUAGGCAGUGCAUUAGUUGUUUAAUAAUGUGCACUGUAAUAUUACCCAACAAGUAUAGAGCACUUGUGUGAUGUAGGGUUGGGAUUGGAAUCCUUUUUUUUAUUAUUUUUUUAUUUUAUUGAUUCAGAUUCCUUAACAGUUGCAGGAGGUCUGUUUAAUCUGUGUAACUGUACAAAAUGGAACCCAAAGGAGCAUAGAAAAAAGACAAAAAGCACUUUUGUUGAAUUUACUGCCAAGUGCCUUUAAGGAAAAAAGCCAAAUCAUUUUUGUAGUACCAUACUGAAUUCCAUCUUUUAUUUUUGUUUCUUUUUUUUCUUUGCUUAUUGGCAUCAUGUUGAAUUGCAUCAUAUCGCAACAAAUUGCAUCAUAUCGUAUCGGAUCACAUUGAUUUGAACUAAAUGAUUAUCGUAUCGCAUCAUGAACACUUUAUGGCAUAUAGAUUCAUGCGAUAAACUAAAGCCAUAUGCUAUUGCUAUUGCUAGAGGGAUUUAGCCUCUGCACAGCCAUUUCCCCCUCCUCAAAAACAGCAAUUCCCUACAAGUCUGCCUGGUUCUUUCUGUGGAAAAGAUGCAUUUCUUGCAUAUGUCCUAAUACUUAUAACAAUGUGAUGCUGAAACGCCAAAGGAUUUAUCUCCUUGUUUGUGAAACCUAUCUACUGAAGUUCAGUUCAUCUAAAUGCUCCAUGGCGCUCAUUUAAACAACUAACAACAGGCUAGAAUAUCUAUUAGCAAUGACUUUAUUCUUGUAAGUAAAGAUUUUAUUAUGACUUUAUUCUCUUGAGUAAUUAUUUAUUACGACAUUAUUCUCGUAUGAAAUGAUAUAAUUAUGACUUUAGUCUCGUAAGUAAUGAUUUUACUGUGACUUUAUUCUUUUAAGUAAUUCUGAGGUCUAAAUUUUUUUCAUUUUUUAAUGUGGUCCUAAUACUCCGUCGUACAAUAGUGAUAGCAAUAAAAAAUAAAAAUAAUUACCUGAUCUACAUGCAGUUCCGCAAAACUUGCAACAUGACCCCCAAAAAACCCACUAAUAACACAGCCCCAAAACAAAAGGCUCUUCUAAGGUAUUUCUAAAACCUUUUUGUAAAAAACAAACAAAAAGGACUGGCCACAAAGUGCUUUACUCCCUCAGCCGACCUUCCUGCAGUUUGCCUCCUACAAACGACAAACAUUGCAAACAAUUUCCUUUUGCUCGAUGUCUGUCAACUCGAAGCAAAAAUGUUUUCAGAUAACUGAAGUUGCCCUACCUUUCUUCUCAACCAAAGGCUGCCGUUCUGUCAUGUUUUCAAUCCCUCAUAUUAUUGAUUCACACAUCAUGCAUCUUGCGGCAGCUGCACGUAACAAGGGUAGCCUGGCUGGGCCAUCCUGUUGCGUGAAUCACUUGCCGUUCCUUCGCACAACAGUCUGGACUUUGGCCCAUUGGGAGCGUGUAUUAGCGAUCAGAAAAUAACCGGGCCAAUCAGUGACUGUGUUUCCACUGUUUCCCGGGAACUUACAUACACGCUGCGCCGUGCAGCCAGUAAUAGUUUUUCUUCAAUUAUAAUAUUUUUAUGGAAGUGAGAAGCCAAAAUCGAAAUCAUGGUAAAAAUUCGAUUUACACAGUAAAUAUAAAUCUUUUAUUUUUUUCUAUUUAAAUAUAUAUUCGAAUUUAGAAUAUUCAUUGACAGCCCUAGUCGCGUAUCUCAUAUUACUUUGCGUAUUCUUUAUCUAUAUUGGCUACAGUGCUCAGCAGUGCUAUUUCUGUAAUGAUUACAAUAGCUGGUGUUGGCUUUUAUUUUGUUUACUUGAAAUUUUAGUUCUACAGUGUUAACAAACAUCAUUAAAGUCUGACAUCCAAUCACACCACUGCUUCACGAUGCACUUUCCUCUCUCUCUCUCCCUUCCUGCACCUAGAAGCUUGAGUAUUGAUUGGCUGUCAGUGUAGCCAAUCAAUGGGGACUGUAGGUGGGUUAUUGUUGCACAGCAGAAGAGUGGUGACUUCAGGCAGAGAGAGGCAGCUGUGUAAGAGCCAAAUUAGCUCGUUUUAAGAUAGACUUAUUUUUUCAGCUGGGAAAAAAAGGUGCAAUAUCGAUUAUUAUAAAAAUGCUGAAUAGUGGCCGAUAUUAUCAGCUGUGCCAAAUAUUUGUCAAUCCUUAUUAUGAAGUGGGUGAUCCAUGUUCUUAAGAAUAGUCUCCACCUUCGUCAGUGUAGAUCUCUCCACCACAUCCUCCACUGAGUCCAGCUUGAGUCCUACUACAGAGCCAGCCUUUUUCAACAGUUUGUUAAGACGUCUUGCAUCUUUGUGUUUGAUGCUUCCCCCACAGCAGACUGCAGCGUAGAACAGAACACUUGCCACCACAGACUAAUAAAACAUCUGCAGCAUCUAACUACAGAUGUCUAUUGAUCAGAGUCUUCUCAGGCAAAAGAGGCAGCUCUGCCCCUUUCUGUAGAUUAAGUCUAUGUUCUUAGACCAGUCCAACUUAUUAUUCAGAUGUACACCUAUGUAUUUAUAUGAUGUCACCACUUCAAUGUCCACUCCACAGGUGCUCACUGGCUAAGGAGGGGGUUUGGAUCUACGGAAGUCUAUGACCAUCUCCUUUGUCUUUGAGGUGUUGAGGCGGAGGCAGUUUUUGUGACUCCAUUCACUGAAGGCUCUUACCAGAUCUCUGUAUUCAGCUUCUUGUUCAUUUCUGAUACAUGCCACAAUAGCUGUGUCAUCUGAGUAUUUCUGGAUGUGGCAGGACUCAGUGCUGUAUUUGAAGUCUGAUGUAUAAGAUAAGAUAUACCUCUAUUAUAUACCUCUAUAUAUACCCACAGGGGAAAAUUCCAUAAAUUACAGCAGCAUAGAUACAAAUACAAAAGAGAAAUUAAAGUAUGAACAGGAAUGCAGCCAGCACUGUCCCUUGUGGAGCCCCUGUACUGCUUAAUAAUGUCCCAGAAACACAAUUCCCCAGCCUGACAAACUGUAGCCUUCCUGUCAGGUAAUCUGCGAUCCAGGAAACACAGGAAGGAUCCACUCCCAUCUCUGUGAGCUUGUCUUUGAGUAUGGUGAGUUGGAUGUUGUUGAAUGCACUUGAAAAGUCGAAGGCAUACGCAGACAUACUUAUGACGUACAUCUACGUCAUACGGGGUGGCAGAAGUUGAGCCAGCGCUGUUUUCAGGCUAGGAGAGAUGCAUAAGCUAGCAUCCAAGAGAAUGUGCAGCGUCCACAUUACUACCUACCCUCAUUUUGAAGAACGCAGAUAUUUGUCUAAUGGAGUGUUGAACAUUUGGGGCAGUUCAGUGCUAACAUGUCUCCUGAUAUUAGUAGUAUUAUUAGUGCCUCAGGGUGUUGAGUGUGUAGCCUAGCAACACCAUUUUACAAAUGAUUGCACAGAAUUUCAGCCAUUGACUUAGGUGGGAUGUAUACAUAGUACUGUUAUUACAUGUAUUCACAGAAGACAGUCCUUGCAUAACACAACAGUAUGUUAUCAAUGCUGCAGCAUCUCCACCAAAGGCACUUUGUUUACUCCAAGAGCGGAGGACCUGAGACAAGGUAAAAUUUAGCGUAGCAGACAUGUCCUAGACCAUAAUAUGUGUGCGCUGAGUUGUCGUCUGUAGCCUACAAUUGGAUGACUGCCCCCCCUUCAAAUUGAUCAUACACAGCCGUAAACACGAGUCAGCCCCUCCACACCUUUAAUCCAAUUAUUCAAUAGAAUUUCCAGUAGAAUACUCAAUUAUUAAUUUAUUCGAUAGCUGCAGACCAGACUUACAGCAACCUCAUGCAUCAUUCAGAUUUUCAAUAAUGCAGCAAUAACUGUGUCCCUUAAAUGUGCCAUACAGAUAAAGGUUUGACAUGAUUGUAGCGCAAUACUGCUAAUCAAGUACGCUACAAAAUCUGUAGUUGUUCAGGAAAUUAAGUGGUGGUUGGAUAUCGAAAGGCACGCACUCAUAAUGUGUAAAGACAGACGAUGGCUUAUCCAUCACAGCUGGAGGAUGUGGUAAACGGGAGACUCUGGGGGGAGUGGAGAAUGUGCCACCACCUGAUUUCAGUGUUGCUCAAGAUGUCGACCCCCCAUCCUCUGAAGCAAAUGCUGCUGCUGUGCUGCGGUUGUAUGUUCACAAACUGUGUCAGUCUUGCACCGAUGCAGGGCUUGAAGACCUCCGGCAUGGUGCCGGAAAUCCCACUCGGGAUUUUUUUUUCUAAAUCAUGUCAACGAAAAAAAUAAAAUCCUAGUUGGAACUGGAUAUCACCUAUAGAGGACAGCAAUACGUUUAAUAGCCUACAUCCUGCCGGAGAAAAAGAUGAAGAAGAAGCGGAAGAAAAGGACGCAUCAGUGAGCGGCGAACUGCAAAUUUCAAACGAUGGAUGUCAGGUACAUCAAUCCAGGAGAAGAAACGGUGAUAUUGGAAGCUGGGCUUGGGCGGAAGAGGCUGUAAAAGAUGGAAAGCCCCAUGGUGGCUGGUGCCGACAAAUGAAAGAGCCAGGUGCUUGUUUUUGUGUGUUGUGUGCCAGAAAGUUUAUUUAUGUCAGCAGUGGGAGAAAGUCUGGUAAAGUUGGAAAGAUAUACACAGUUUCGGACUUCCGGGAUCAAUAACUCUGAGACGAACGUUGUCCAAACACAAAUGAUGCCUCUGUCCUGUUGUAAUAGCACAGACUACUAGCUACAAGAAUCAAAAAACGAUUUGUUUUACAAAAACAAAUCGUUCUUUGAGCUGGAUGAAUAAUACUGAUCGCUAUGCACAGCCAGUAGCCGGGCGAGUGCAUAGGGAUUGUCUGCAAAUUACAUUACAAGAGCAAGACGCUGCAAACAAAAAUCAAUAGCUCCACUGUUAUACAGGAGUGACCCCAAAAUCACCACACACACCAAGGGACUCUUCGUACUACAAAACCCAAUUCCAUUGAAGUUGGGAAAUUGGGAUAAACGUAAAUAAAAACAGAAUACAAUGAUUUGCAAAUCUUUUUCAACCUAUAUUAAAUUGAGUACACUACAAAGACAAGAUAUUUAAUGUUCAAACUCAUAAACUUGAAUUUUUUUUGCAACUAAUAAUUAAUUCAGAAUUUCAUGGUUGCAACACAUGCCAAAGUAGUUGGGACAGGGGCAUGUUUACCACUGUGUUACAUCACCUUUACUUUAAACAACACUCAAUAACUGUUUGGGAACUGAGGAGACUAAUUGUUGAAGCUUUGAAGGUGGAAUUCUUUCCCAUCCUUCCUUGAUGCAUAGCUUCAGUUGUUCAACAGUCCUGGGUCUCCAUUGUCGUAUUUUACGCUUCAUAAUGCACCACACAUUUUCAAUGGGAGACAGGUCUGGACUGCAGGCAGGCCACGCUGUUGCAACAUGUGCAGGAUGUGGCUUGACAUUGUCUUGCUGAAAUAAGCAGGGGCGUCCAUGAAAAAGAGGUUGCUUCGAUGGAAGCAUAAGUUGCUCCAACACCUGUGUGUACCCUUCAGCAUUAAUGUUGCCUUCACAGAUGUGUAAGUUACCCAUGCCUUGGGCACUAAUGCACCCCCAUACCUUCACAGAUGCUGGCUUUUGAACUUUGCGCCAAUAACAGUCCGGAUGGCUCUUUUAUUCUUUGGCCCGAGGACACAACGUCCACUAUUUCCAAAAACAAUUUGAAAUGUGGACUCGUUAGACCACAGAACACUUUUUUUACCUCCGCCAAGGAGGUUAUGUUUUCGGUAGCGUUGGUUUGUUGGUUGGUUGGUUUGUUUGUGAGUUUGUUUGUCUGUGAACAACUUUACGGAGAAAGUUACAGACGGAUUGACCUGAAAUUUUCAACAGAGGUGCGUCUCAGCCCCAGGAGGAUCCCAUUACAUUUCUGGAUCCAGGAAUUUUUUGAAGGAUUCUUUAUCAUUGUGAGAUAGGGCAAAUUUUGGAAUUAUUGCAUUUAACUCUAUAAAAAUGGCCAGAGUCUUUAGUAAAAAAUUACUCAAAAGGAUCUCAAUGAGUUUUAUGAGGUGUCAAAGGUUGAUCCUGAUCCAGACAAAUUUCCGGAUACUGUGAUCCAGAACACACAAAAAUAAGGGUGUCGUUGGAAUUUUCAAUGCUGAAAGAUAACUAAUAGGCGGCACAGUGGUGUGGUGGUUAGCACUGUCGCCUCACAGCAAGAAGGUCCUGGGUUCGAAUCCGGGUCAGGGCAUUUCUUGUUUUAGGAACAUUAUGAACAGUGAACAUACCAGUUUAAACACAAAUAAAAGUUAAUAAAAGACACGUAACAUUAAAAGUUUUGGUGUGAAUCACAAUAUAAGGGGGGACAUGAGCUGCUUGGCGGAGGUCUGCGCUCUCCGAGUGCUUUUCUAGUUCUCUUUGCAUCAGUCCAUCUUAGAUGAGCUCUGGCCCAGAGAAGCCAGCAGCGUUUCUGGAUGUUGUUGAUAAAUGGCUUUCACUUUGCAUAGUACAGUUUUAACUUGCACUUACAGAUGUAGCGACGAACUGUAUUUACUCACAGUGUUUUUUUGAAGUUUUCCUGAGCCCAUGUGGUGAUAUCCUUCACACAUUGAUGUCGGUUUUUGAUACAGUGCCACCUGAGGGAUCGAAGGUCAUGGGCAUUCAGUGUUGGUUUCCGGCCGUGCCGCUUACGUGCAGUGAUUUCUCCAGAUUUUCUGAACCUUUUGAUGAUAUUAUGGACCGUAGAUGUUUAAAUCCCUCAAUUCCUUGCAAUUGUACUUUGAGAAACAUUGUUCUUAAAGUGUUUGACUAUUUGCUCACGCAGUUGUUCACAAAGUGGUGAACCUCGCCCCAUCCUUGCUUGUGAAUGACUGAGAAUUUUUGGGGAAACUGCUUUUAUACCCAAUCAUGGCACCCACCUGUUCCCAAUUAGCCUGCUCACCUGUGGGAUGUUUCAAAUAGGUGUUUGAUGAGCAUUCCUCAAAUUUCUCAGUAUAUUUUGCCACCUUUCCCAACUUCUUUUGCACAUGUUGCUGCCAUCAAAUUCUGAGUUAAUUAUUAUUUGCAAAAAAAAAAGUUUAUGAGUUUGAACAUAAAAUAUCUUGUCUUUCUGUUGCAUUCAAUUGAAUGUGGGUUAAAAGGAUUUGCAAAUCAUUGUAUUCUGUUUUUAUUUAUGAUAUAUUAUAUUAUAUAUUUAUCAUAUAUUUUGUUUAUGAUAUUAAUGAUUUAUGAAUCAUUAAUAUCCAAUAUUAAUCAAUAGCUCCACUGUCAUAUACUGUAACCCCCCACCCACCCCCCCCACACACACACACACACACACAAAAAAAUUCAGGCACAGGAUUUUUUUCUGCCUCAAGCCCUGCCAAUGCCAAUCUUCAGGCACCUCUUGAUUCAAUUAUGAUUCAGGGGCAACCAUUUGAUUUAAAAUGAUUAUCAAAUUAUUUUCAUCCACUACUAAAUACAGACUAGGGUUGCAAAAUUCUGGGAAUUUUCAAAAUUGGAAACUUUCCACAGGAAUUAAUGUGAAUAUAUGGGAAUAAAUCUAAAACUUACUAAAUUAAAGGUUGGCUCUCAACAGGGAACUUAAAUAUAGUUGGGGAAAAUACAUUGUAGUUUAAUCUUGGCUAAAACAACCAUAUUUCAUGCAAGUACACUCCUCAAUCACAUGCACACAGCACAAUGCUUACUGCGGGGCUAUUGAGGUCACAUCCCCUACAUGUACUGUACAUUCCUCCAUCACAUGCACAGAUGAUUUCUUGAACCCUGGAGGACACACUUUUGAGUCCAUGGACUACAUAAAGUUAAGUAAGUUUUGAUAAUAUUAUGGGGUAAAUAUAUUUGAUCUAUAAUAGAAUUAAUAUUUUAUUUAAAAAUUAAAUAAAAAUAGGUGCUAAAUGUAAGCUAUUUUUCAUUUCACUGACCAUUUAAGGGGCUAGCUUAUUAUGGUGGUGGUAGCUACCUCAAAUGUGAUGCUGUUUCUUCUAACUACUGCAAGACGUUUUUUUGUAACCAUACAAUAAUUUUAUACAUCAAUUGUCCAAUAUUUUGAAGACCAUUCCAUUUGUUUAGCCAACUAUAUUUCUAUUCUGCCAUUAUUCAUUACCAUUAAUUGUAUUAUUUUGUAUGGAUGUCUGCUUAUGACAAAACAAAAACAUUUACAUUUAUGUUUGGAUAUGAUACAGUUUGUUUAAAUUACCCCCAAUUUCCAGUUAAUUCCCAUAAAUUCCCAAGGAAAAUUUCCAAUUUGGAAUAUUUCCAAAAUUCCCCAGCUUUACUUCCCAUGGAAAGUUCCUGGAAAUUUAUCAGAAAUUACUGAAAAUUUUCCGCCCCUUUGCAACCCUAAUACAGACAUAAGUCCUUGGCAGUAAAUGAUACAAUAGACUUUGUGAUUCGUUUUGCCUUUUCAGAGGAGAGUGACAGCUUUGGAAUUACUUGCUCAAUUGUUCUCUGGUCAAUGGAGGCAGGCAUCUUCCCUCCUUCUUCUGGUGGAAAUAUGUGGUUUGCCUUCUAAUAUUUGUGGUGCAAAAAUAUUUUAUUUUAGUGUGACACAGCUUACAUAUAGCUGGGCUCUUGUCUAGUUCAGUUUUGCCGUCAACUUUGUGGAAUCCAAAGUAGGGCCGAACGAUUUUGGAAAAUAAUCUUAUCGCGAUUUUUUUCCUUAAUAUUGCAAUUGCAAUUUAAUGUGCAAUCAUAUGAUAAUUGCCAGAAAGAACAACUUACUUAUAAUUAAUCUGAUAUUGCUUACUGUAAUACAGAUUGAUUUAUUGUUGUGUUGAAAAACACAUUAGAGGAGAACCUUGAAAAAAUAAUUGCAUAUUUAAUCGCAAUCGCAAUAUUGAGGAAAAAAAUAAGAUAAGCGAUAAGGUUAUUUUCCCAAAUCGUUCAGCCCUAGCCCUAUUACAAAGUGCUUCCACACACUGGCUUUUAAUCCAGAUGGAGCUGGUUGGAUCUCACGGUCAGCCAUGCUUAUUUGUUAUGAGCUCCCUGUAAAGUGUACAGAUGACUAUGUGCUGCACUACUGAGUUCUGCGAUUUUGUUCCGCCUAUUUUACAUUAUUUUACAUGACUCUGUAAAGCUCAUCAAGUUUGCGGAUGACACCACCCUCAUCGGACUCAUUUCGGAUGGAGAUGAGUCUGCCUGCAGGAUGGAGGUGGACAGGCUGGUGACCUGGUGCAGCAGCAACAAUCUAGAGCUCAACGCCCAGAAGACAGUGGAGAUGAUUGUGGACUUCAGGAAAGCCACAGCCCCCCUGCCCUCUCUCGACCUCAUCGACUCUCCCAUCACCACUGUGGACUGUUACUGCUUCCUCAGCACCACCAUCACCCAGGACCUCAAGUGGGAGCCAACCAUCAGCUCCCUCAUCAAGAAGGCCCAGCAGAGGAUGUACUUCCUGCGGCAGCUGAGGAAAGCCAAGCUGCCGGUCCAGCUGACGGUGCAGUUCUACACGGCCAUCAUCGAGUCUGUCCUCAGCUCCUCCAUCACGGUGUGGUACGCCGGGGCCACUGCCAGGGACAGACACAGACUGCAGCGCAUUGUGGGCUCUGCUGAGAAGGUGAUUGGCCGUAGCCUUCCAUCUCUCCAUGACCUGUACGUCUCCAGGACUCGGGGCCGAGCAGGUUGGAUCGCAGCUGACCCUUCUCAACCUGCACAUGGACUAUUUGAGACACUCCCCUCAGGCAGAAGGCUACGGUCCAUUUGGACCAGAACCUCCCGCCAUAAGAACAGUUUCUUCCCCUCUGCCGUUAGACUCAUGAACACUUUAUAACUCAGUCACUUUAACUCCGUCACUUUAUCACUGGUCACUUUAGUUUAAUGUACUUUGGAUUUUUUAAUUGCACUCCUCCCACUACACUGUUGUUCUAGAUUGUUUAGUUGUACAUAGCCUUUUAUACUUAUUGCACAUAGCAUUGUACAUAACCUUUUAUACUUCUAUAUUUUUAUACUUUUAUACUUUAUAUAUUUCUUGCAUGCUCUUAUUAGUUUUUAUUCUAGUAUUUUAUAUUUCUCUCUGUUUAUUGUUGCACCAUCAUGCCAAAACAAAUUCCUAGUCUGUGAAUCCUGUUCAGUGGCAAUGGCAAUAAAACCCCUUCUGAUUAUUUAACAUUUAAAUAAUCUGAUUCAGAAUCAUCCACACCUGAAUUGGGAUGCAUCUAAGAAUUGAUUUUUUUCCCCCAACUCUUACUGUUGAUACACUUUUGAUUUCCCACAACUCCUUGGCCAUUGAUGUGAUUGUGUCCCUCUGGGCUUGCAGGACUGGGUUUGUGAGGACGUGGCUGCUGCGGGAGGGUGCACAAGGUGCUGUGGAGUCACCAGCCUCAUCAGUUGAUGGUGCUCCAACCACAGCUUCAGCACCACCAACCCAGCUGAAACACCCAAGGAUUGAAAAAAAAACAUUAUAUAACUUUAAAUAAAGUUAACUAUUGUGGAUUGCGUACCAAAUGUUUGUACAUUGUCAUUUUUAAUAUUUCAAACAAGAGAAUAGUUACCUUCAUUCGGUGCUUCUGGCGCAAUUUGGUGCAUCCGUGUCCCCCUCUGCCCCUCUGUCACCACAUCAGGAGGGAUUCCCUAAUGAUCCCCACCAGCUUUUCCUCUGUGGGGGUGAGCUCCAGUGUGCCCUUUCCCCCACCUGUCACACAGACACUCUUUUUCUGUGGAGGACAAUACGCCUUUUUGCCUACACUUUAAUGUUGGACCGUUUCUUGUAUUUCUUCCCUUUUAUUUCUUUAUGAGGCAACCUUAUUCACAACAUCAGCCACAUGCCUCCACAGUUUUGCCUUUCUGGCAUUAGUGAUUCUCAGACUGUGCCUAUCAAAGAAGACACUUAUCUACCUUACCUAUUCUCAAUCUCACAUUAAGUCUAAUUUCCCUUUCUCGCUUGUUUCCCGUCUUGGUCCAUCGUGAAAAUGGUAUCAUUCAAUAUUCAUUAAGGGUGUACACUUGCCCUUUUUAUCGGCAUCCUGUUGGCGGGGCAAAGCAUUCCCUCACAUGCGACAACAUUACAGUUGACUGUGAUUUAUAAAUGGAAACAGGCGUACGAUGUGCGUGCGCACCCUGUGAUAAAUCUGGAAGUUGUUGUGCGCACGCAUUACCUGUGUUUUUGGCGUACGCCACCUGUAGUGAUCUUUCCUACACACCGUUAUAUGAUGCCUCAGGUGCUGUCCUUGGGAAACACUGUUGCUUAUGAGAUGGAUGGUUUUACCAACAGAAGUCUGAGGCAAAGUGACAAUCAGGCUGAGUCGCCACCUCUGACUUUUAUGUGCAGCAAAAACCCUGUUUGAACUGAAAGAGCAAGUGUGUGUGUGUGUGUGUAUGUGUUAGGGAUGUUCCCAGCGGUUAAUUUUUACUGACAGUUACACGACCAUUUUGAAACUGAAUAUUCGAAUACACGAAAAUUAAUUAACUCCCAGAAAAUAGCCCAAAUUGAGCACAUCUCGAUCUAUAUGGCCAGAUAUCUGAAAUAGAUAUUAAGAGUAUUAAGUGAAAGUCAUGCUUAUAAUAUUAAAAUAUGUUACAGAAUCUUAUUUUAGCGCUGGAGAAUGACAUAAAGUAUGUGAAAGAUCAGAGCAAUUAAGCUCCACUCCGCUGCGCGGAAGCCAAGCAGCCUGCUGCGUCAUCGGCCUGCCUCACACCAUAAGCACAAAAUGAAGUGUGCCACCUUUAUCUAAAUCAAAAUUCUCCCAAUCUUUGCUCUUUAUUCUCACCUACAUCGCUCUGGCUGAUCGCAUGUGUUGAUUCACAUGUGUUGAAGUUAACCCACGAUGCGAUGCAUGCUGCAGGCCAGCGCUGCGAGCCCAGAGCAGCGAGCCAGGCAGAAAGAGUGAUGAUCCACACAUUUUAGCUAGUUUAACGCACACUUAUUAAGACAUGACGGUAAAAACGUAAUUUUAAAAAAAAGAAACUUUUUUUCGCUUUUUUCUUUUUUCCCCCCCCUUUUCUCUUUUUUUAUUUUAUAGAAUAAACGAAUAUUAUUUACUAACCCGAUAGUAAGGACAGCCCUGUUUACACGAAUAUCCGAAUAACCGUGCACAUCCCUAGUAUGUGUUAGGGCUCUCAAAAUUGCUCCAAAAUUACAUUUGAAUAUUCUUUUUAGAAAUAAAAUAGGUUUGAACAUAUUCGAAUAACUAGCUUACACAGCUUGCAUAUAACUUUAUCUCACUCAGCAUUUUUUUAUUUCCAACGUGUCUGCCCAAAACCCGAAGAAUUUCUAAAUGGAACUUCGAAAGUUUGUUCAAGUACAGCCCACUCUUUCCAGGUUUGGCUCCAAACAUCCCGCCAUCUCUCUCUGCAUGUGCCAUGGACAUUUUUUGUCGAGUCUCACUGCAGGUGCAGCUUCUGUUACCUGUCCCUGACCCGUCUUUACAGUGCGCCCACUCACAAAGCAGCUGCAGUUUUUUUCGUUUUGUUUUUUUGUUUGUUUUUUGUUUUCGCUUUUUUUUCCCACCCAGUUUUUUUUCCUGCUGUUUAUUUAAUAUUUGAAUAUUAAUUUUCACAUUUGAAUCUCGUCUUUUUAAAGAUUUUUGAAUAUAUAUUUGGAUUCAGAAUAUUAAUUGACAGCCCGACUAUAUGUGUGUUUUCUUUAGGUGCGUCUGGAGAAGGUUCUGGGUAUCUGCACAGCCAGCAGCAGUGGUGUGACCUCUGACCCCAACUCUGGGCUCAUUGCCUAUCCUGCAGGGUAAGAUAAUGAUAAAUCCUGUCUGGAUUUGAAAAAGUGCUUCAGAACCAAUAGUUGAUGUGUUUCCAACAUGUUUUCUGCAUCAGUCUUGUUACAUAUGUGCAGACCAAAAGUCCGCUGUGAUUGUUGUCAAAUAACCUGUCUGUGUUUGCUUGUAUGUCAGGUGUGUCAUUGUGCUGCUUCAUUCAAAAAAGAACAAACAGAGUCACAUCAUCAACACAUGCAGGUACGUCCUUAACAAUGAUUAAAAUCCUUCAAACACCUAUCAGUACUUUCACAUGUGUCACUGUGUUUGUGUGUCAGGAAACCCUUCAGCGCUCUGGCUUUCUCCCAUGAUGGGAAACACCUGGUCACUGGUGAGGUAAGUGCUGAUUUGCACACACUUAAGCACAAGAGGGGAAGCCAGAGUUAUCCCAAACAUUUAAAGUUGUAACACUGGUGAAAAAAAAAACGGAUAUUGAGACAAAACAUAUAGUAAAACCUGAUGGCAGCAGCAUGUCCCGUUCCGAUCUUUUCUAUUUUCUACUUAGUGUUCUCAGCGGUCUUUAAGUUGUGAUUAUAAAGUUUUUUUGCCAAAAUCACAUUACCUGUGCCUUUUUCAGGGCUUUUCUUCUGCAGAGCUCCAGUAGCUCAUUAGCAAUUUGCCUCCGAGUCGUGGGUGAAGACAGCGCUGCUCUGCACACUCCUCUUCAUGCUAUCUUGCAACCUAACAUUGCCGGUGUAGUAGAAGUGACAGGUGACAUAGGAGCUAUUCAACUCAUGUACACUAAUGUCUUUAGGGACACGAUGAAAGUCUAUAUCAUAUUUAGUUUUCUUGCAACUGCAAUCUACUACCGCAAACACUUGUUCCGCCAUUGUCCUCUCUACCUCUUGAAGUCUGGCCUGCAUAGUGGGGCGCCAGGGGCGGAGCAUAGAGUUGUGACAUACAAAAUCCUGCUGUGUCUGAACCUGCCAUUUGGGUCUGCCAGAGUUUCACAGUGAUUUGAAUGCAGAAAUACUCAGAAAUGCAAUUUUGCACUUAGUCUUCUCAUGAUAUGUCCUGUAGUAUCAGAAAAAUGCCAUAUGAACAUGUAGACAAAAAGAAAAACAUGAUUUUCAUCGGGGUGGGGCUUUAAAGAGGAACAAACAAACAGAUAAAACGUUUUUUUUUUUAAAAUGGGGUUGUAAAUGGUGUGUUUAUGUGUGUUUCAGAGUGGUCACAUGCCCUGUGUGCGGGUGUGGGAGGUGGGUGGAGAACAGGCUGCCAAGGUUCAGUCUCAUAAAUAUGGAGUUUCCUGUGUGGCGUUCUCCACCAACAGCCGUUACAUCGUCUCCGUGGGAUACCAACAUGACAUGACCGUCAGUGUGUGGGACUGGAGGGUGGGUGUCCACACACACACACACACACACACAGUCUUGCUGCUCUGUUGUAAUGUACAUUUCUAAAACCAAUAACUGUCAUGAUGUUUUACUCUAAAUGGUUUUCUUUGCUUAUUAUUCAGAAAGGUUCUGUCAUCGCCUCAAACAAAGUGUCCAGCAGAGUCUUUGCUGUCUCCUUCUCUCAAGACAACAGCUACUUUGUCACAGCAGGAAAUAGACACGUCAAGUUCUGGUACCUUGAUGCCUCCAAAGAAAAGCGGGUACACGUGAUCUCCUAUCAGCCAAUCACAGCUCAGCGCUCACUGCUUUGAAGUCUAUAUAGUAUAUUUUACAGAAGUCUAAGCCAACAGAAUUACCUUCAUCUCUCUCGAUCCAGGUAAACAGCACAGUGCCUCUGGUCGGUCGGUCAGGGUUACUAGGAGACCAUAAGAACAGUGUCUUCAGUGGAGUAGCAUGUGGGCGUGGCCUCAUGGCAUCCAGCACCUACUGCAUCACAAGUUCAGGUCUGCUGUGUCUGUUCAACAGCAGCCGACAGCUGGAGGCCUGGGUCAACCUGAAGGUCAGAAAAUACCUGUGCAAGACAAAAACACACACUAACAAGUAAAAUACUCACCUUUGCCACUGGGAAAUACGCCUGUAGAUUUGAAGAAAAAAAAAAAAGACACGUUAAUAAGACAAAAACUCACCUCUACAAAAAAAAUAAAACACACACACCUCUAUAGAUGGGAAACACAUCUGUGGAUUAAGAAAAAAACACCAAUAUAAAAAAAACACACCUUUUAUAGGAUGAAAACACACAUCAACUGCAAGGAAACACACCACGCCAAGAAAUACAAUUGUACCUUAAGUUACACACCUGUAUGGACAGAAAGGAUGUGAGGAUGACAUCCUCACAAGGCAUAAAAUUAAGUUUGGGUCAAACACACUAUUACAUCGAGUUAGACACCCCCUUGAGGGAUGAAUGUUGCAGAACGCUUACUUCAUCAACAGUACAUAUAGGGUCCCAGCCAUAGCACUAGCUACCAAACAUCUUUUUAGCUUUUAGCUUUUAGCCUGGUUUCUUUGGCAAAGAGACCAAACACAACUCACCUACUCUUUUCCAGCAGCCACUUGUUUGUACAGAGGCCUCAGACGAGUCCAGCGCUGGAGAUUGCAGUGCAGCUCAAGAAAGAACAUUUAUGAUCAGUAAAGGAACUCAAGAAUUAUAUAGAGGAUAAUUAUAAUGGCGAGGUGUUCCUGUCUGUGCUGUGGGAUGCGUUAAAGGCUGUAGUGAAAGGAAAAACAAUAGCCAAAUCAGUGUAUUUAAGGAGAUAAAACAGUUAAAACUAGAAACACUUAAAUCUGAUCUGAACAAGCUAGAAAGAGAAUAUAAAGAUAAAUAAAUUGGAAGAACAAACAAAUAAGGAAAUGGAAAAAAAGAGCAGAGAUACAUUGGAUUUAUAUGCAGGACAUCCCAAAAAAUAUAGUUCAUAAAACAAAGAUAUGAUGAAGUUGGGGGCAAAUCAACAAAAUUGUUGGCAGCAGGCAAAAAACCUUGUCUACAGUAUGAGAAAUCGCAAACAAGAUUAAAAGUGGACAAAACAGGAAAUUUAACAGUGCUUUGAAACUUAUUACAGAACUCUAUACUCUCAAACAGAAGCUAGUAAUAAAACCCAUAUGGAUCAAUUUUUAGAGAACUUAAAUUUACUAAGAGUAACAGAAGAACAGAAACAAGCUUUAACCGCAGACAUUACAAACGAGGAAAUAAGUAAGGCAAUCUCAAAUCUAAGGCUGGUAAGUCCCUGGGUGCAGAAGGGUACGCCGCAGAAUGGUACAGAUCACCUAAGGCAACAUUAAUCCCACUUCUGCAGAGGUCAUUUAACUGGGUGUUGACAGAAAGAGAAAUUCCUCAUUCAUGGAGAGAAGCCAUUAUCUCUGUAAUUCCUAAAGAGGGAAAGGACCAGCAGGAAUGCUCCAGUUAUAGAUCUACUAGUGUCCUGGAUUUAUACUUUAUCUACUAGUGUGACAGGAUUUAUAAAACAAACAGACACAGGACAACAGCAGGCGCACCCUACAUGUAGUGCAACAUGUAAUCAAAAUUCAGAUAGAGAUGGUAAUAGUGGGACUAGAUGCGGGAAAGGCAUUUGACUCCAUUUGGUGGGAUUUCCUGUAUUGAUUGCUGGAGCGGUUUUGCUUCCAUGAGUCAUUUAUUAAGGUCAUACAGGCCCUGUAUAAUAAACUAACGGCCAGUAUCAAUGGGAGUCCUUCAGAGUUUAUCAUCUUAGAACAAGGAUGUCAUCAGGGUUGCUCAACGAGUCCUUUUCUUUUUGCCAUUUUUCAGGGAUAAAACAGAAUAAAAAUGUAACAGGUAUGGACACGGGGGGAGGGAUACAAUAAAUUACUUUAUUAGCAGAUGAUGUAUUAAUAUAUUAAUUGAAUCCAAACACAUCCCUCCCUACACUUAUGACAACCCUCACAGAUUACGGCACAUAUGUCAGAGUCAAGGCCCGCGGGCCAAAUCCGGCCCGCGAGAAGGUUUUUUACGGCCCCUGGGAUGAUCUUGAUUUAUUAUUAGAACCGGCCCGCAGACCGCAGCAAGCCGGCAGCCCGCAGAUCUUUUACACGCACCAAUACUACAUUUCCCACAAUGCAACGGUGACGCACCGAGCAGUAGGCUUAUUAGCACAGCAGUCGUCAGCAUAACAGUAAAAUUAACUUUCAGAUACCCAUCAAAAAUGCAUGUUACUUCUCCUUGAAGAAAGUGUUGUUUUUGAUUAAUAGAUUUUUGCACUUUAUUUUAUUGUAUUUCAAUCCAAUUAUAUUUUAAAAAUAUUUCAGUUGAGUGGAUGAUAGAAAAUUGCUAUUAUUAUUUUUUUCUUUGAAGUAAAUUUAGCCCACUUUUGCUAAAAUAGAAAAUAUAGGCUACUGAUGGUGCCUUGAAUAAUACCGGUUUCUUUCAUUUAAUGUUCAUGUUAUGGGGAUUUUUAUAUAAAGGAAAUUUGUCUUUUGUGUCUGUUGAAAAUUAAAGAUUACUGACAGAGCCAUAAGAAAAUAUUGCUUUAUUUAUCUGAUCAUAUUGGAAUAUAUUUGUUAGGUUUUCAGUAGGUUCAAUUAGGUUCACUAGACUAUAUGCGUCAUUUAAAAAAUUUUCAAUGAACAUUCGAUCAGUCCGGCCCUCGGCUUGUAGCAAAAUUUUUUAUUUGGCCCUCCGUCCAUUUGACUUUGACACCCCUGGAUUACGGUCACCUAUCAGGCUAUAAAAUAAAUAUACAAAAAACUUAGGUUAUUACUUUCAACUAUAGGUUAGACCAAGCAAUUAGGGACAAGUUCAAGUUUAACUGGGAAUCAAAAUCAGUAAAAUAUUUAGCAGUUAAUCUACCUCAGGAAUUAAGACAAUUAAUAUCCAUCAACUAUGAUCCGUUGUUCAAUAGAAUUAAAUCUGGUAUCAGCAGAUGGAACCUGUUACCUUAUAUGGGCAUUAUGCUAAGAGUAGAGGUGAUAAAAAUUAAUGUACUGCCAAGGCUUAUAUACCUAUUCAAGAGUCUACUGGUGGAGGUAACAGAUCAUGAAUUCAGGGCAUGGGAUAAAAUUAUCUCCAGAUAAAUCUGGCAGGAGACCGAGGAUUAGAUACAGAAUGCUGCAGUUCUCUAAAAACAAAGGAGUGCUUGUGCUUCUUUGCCUCAAGAGCUACUAUCAAGCUGCACAAAUAAAAAUAUUGCUUAGUGUAUACAAUCCUUCCUACUCAGUGAGUUGGAAAGAAAUUGAAGCCAGAAAUUUGGGGUUCCUAAAAAGGCCAUAAUAAGGGACAACAACUUGACAAAACAUAUUAAGGAAGGGACACUAACCCGUGGUUGAAUAUAUCACUGAAACUUUGGUUUGAAUUAAUCACAAAAAAUGAUUUAAGAAGACAAAGUAGAUUAUUAAAAUGGAUUGGAUAUGAUUCUGUGAAUCAAUACAGGUACUUGCAAUUAAAGCAUUAUUUAGCGCAAACACUAAGGGGAACAACAGAGGGGAGGGGGUCAGCAGUUAUUGAGAUGUUAAUUCCAGCAUAUGAAUCAAAACUGGGAAAAAAGAUAGUUUCAAGACUAAAUAAGGGAGUGAAAGACUUAAAGGGAAAUGACACUGGGUUUAUUAAAGGGAGGUGGGAGAGGGAGGCAAAUAUUGUUCUAUCAGUAGAUGAAAUGAAAGAGAUAAAUGAACAGCAGUGGAGAAGACACCUGCUCCGUGUUUUGGAGAGAACAUGGGUGGAAGAACUUCAUAAGAUUCUUUAGAACACCGACAAAGUAUCAUGACACAAAGUUUUGGCGACUAUGUGGAGCUGAUAAAGCCCUCUAUCAGCAGUUACUGGCAGGAGCUUAAGAAAUGUAUGGAAAAAAUAGUGAAGGUAGACCUACCACUUACAUUUGAGGUAUUAUACUAAGAAACCUGGACAUAGAUUUCACAAGAUUAGGUGACAAAUAUGUUUAUAGAAUUAAGUUGAUAGCAAGCAAAAAAGCAAUGACCAGAAAAUGGAUGAAGAAUGAGGUAAGGUACCUAAGGCUGAGGACUGGGUUAAGGUUUUACACAAUAUAUGUGAUGGAAAAGUUAUCUUUCUUCGUGAGACUGGAGGCAGAUAGAUUUUAAAGAUCUUUGGAAAAUUGGAUGGAGUACAUAAAACCAGUUAGGUCAAAUUUAAUUUGAGAACGAAAAGAACUCUAGUUCAUAUCUACAAAGUUAGUAAUGUUCUUUUUCUUUUCUUUUAUUGAGUUACUCUGGAACAUGGGAGAAACUCUACAAGACUAACUGGUCAUAAUGUACGGGAGUCUGUAAAUGAUCUCUAUGAUAAGGGCAAAACUUUACUUUGGUAUCAAUCAAUCAAUCAAUUAAUCAAACUUUAAUUUUUGCACAAAGUGCUGUCCAUUCAAGCAAGAUGUUAAAAAAAAUGAAAUAGAAUAAAUAAAAAUACAAAUACCAAACCCCACCCACCCUCCACACCCACAAUCAACACAUACACCACUCACUCACACACACACACAUGCACACAGAUGCACACACAAAAGACCAGGGGCCUCAUUUAUCAACUGUGCGUACGUACAGAUGUGUGUGUAAUGAAUACGUACGAACAUUCCCACGCAAAGUAUGGAAUUUAUCAACAUGUACUUGUGCUUAGGAACGUGCGUAAAUUUAAGCACAACUCUGACCAUCCGUACACACAAAAUCUAGUGGUAGAACAGUGAAACUACAACUGGAACCCAUUAAAGGAGAAACAGCGUUCAGCAAUCUCAAAAUACACACAUGUUCUCCGUUGCCUCUGUACAAAAUUUAUCAAUUAGUUAUUUAGCAGACAUUUUGAAUGAUUGGUGUGACAAGCUUUAAAAAUCAGCAGGACAACCUCAAAUUAAGUCUUACAAGUACAAAUACAAGAAUCACGGCUUAUUUUGCCUGCUGGAGGACUUGGAGAACGUAUGCUCCGCAGGGAGCGUGUUUUUAAAGACUGUGCUGAUCUGUUCACUGAGAACACAGAGUGGACUCUCAGCAGGUACCGCUUCUCCAAAAACAUUUUAAUGGAUUUAUGCCGGGAUUUACUACCCGUGUUGGAGCGAGAGACAAAACGCACCAAAGCCAUCCCAUUGCACAUCCAGUUUAUGUCCACCCUCGGAUUUUUGGCCACCAGAAUAUUUCAGCGUAAGAUUGGAGACAUAAACAACAUUUUGCAGCUAACGCUAAGCAGAAACAUGCCGGCAGAGUUGGAUGCGGAUUUCAUGCCAUCGCCGGAUUCCCAAACAUAAUUGGGGCCAUAGAUUGCACCCACGUCGCAAUAAAAGCAUCUUCACAAUAUAAAUUUAGUUACGUCAAAAGAUAAGGAUUUUUAUUCAAUCAAUGCACAAAUAAUCUGCGAUGCACAUAUGUAUCUGUUAAACAUUGUUGCCCGUUGGCCUGGAGGAACCCACGACUCAUUCAUUCUGCAGAACAGCUCUGUGAGUGUGCACCUCCAUGAUUUUGUCAAGGGGGAAAAAUCCAUUCAUGCAUUUUUAAAGGGAUGGUUGAUACCAAAUAUGGUCAAUUGGAGGCAUUUCUGAAUGCAAAUGACCCUAACCAUGCAUGAGCACGGUAGUAAAGAACAGGUGGGAUUUAUCAUCACCAGUUACUCACAUGUAUGACCUGUGUCCGCUUGUUUGAUAAAUACAGAUUUUUCUGUACUUACGCACAUUCUAAAUUUCAUUCCUAUGCCAGAAUUUAGGACCUUUUCUACGCACGUUUGAUCAAUAAGGCCCCAGGUGAGGACUCUUCAACUUGCCACAGAUGACUGAGGAAACACUAUCUUGAGUUAAAAAAAUGAAGAAACACUGGACCUAGGACUAAAGCAAUAAAACCAUGAUAAGAUAUAAUAAAAAUGAUGAGUUAAAAGUUAAUUGAAUAAAACAGUCUUAAAAUCAAAGAAUAACAAAUAGUAAAUUGAUAAAGAGGUAAUGAAACACAAAUAGUAACUCUAGGACUAAAAUAGCGUAAAAUCACAAUUCAUAUUAAAAGAUUAAAACAAAAUACAACUAAUAGCCAGACUAAAAAGGUAGGUCUUUAGUUCACUUUUAAAAAUAUAACACAUUAGAUGUUGCUCUCAGGUCUGCAGGUAGGCUGUUCCACAGAUGGGGACCUUAAUAUUGGAAUGAUGAUUCACCAUAUGUUUUAGUUUUUACUUUGUGAACAAUUAAAAGACCACUACCUGAAGACCUGAGCACUCUACUAGGCUCAUACAGUAAAAGCAAAUCAGACAAAAGAGAAAGACCAAGACCAUUAAGAGCUUUAAAAACUAAAAAAAGAACCUUAAAAUCUACUCUAAGAGACACACACAGCUACGGAGCCCCUGAGGGGGCAUGAAGGAAAAAAAGAAAUUGAAUUUUGAACUAUUGCGAGAUCUGCUAAAGAUUUGCAAGCCUUCGCAUAGUUGUCCAAGGUGUAUUGGUCAAAAGGUUAUAGGUCAGUGUAUUUCUUCCGUGUCAAGUCAACUCAAAUGAUGGAAUGCACGCGCACGAGGUAGAGGUUCGAUGCUAGUGAUGGUGAGAUGAAAGCCUCUUGAAGCAUUGAAGCUUUCCAUCCAAUUACUUGACUCCUGGGCCAAAGCUUCAUUAUUGUGCUUUAUUUGCACUACUGUGCCAUCAAGUGGACAAUAAAUGUAAAACAGUGAUUAUCAAAGACACCCCAAGGCUUUGGCGCACAAAGCUUUGAAUCGAAUGAAUGAAUUGAUGUGAUGCCAUGUGUUUGUGAUACCAAUACAGAAAUGAUGGAGUUAUUAAUGUGGUGUCUGUCUUAAAGGUGCACAGUUGUGCUUGUGUUCCUAGUUUGUUUUUCAUGAUUUUGCUAUGGGGACAACAUAUAACACAUAAGCAUUUCAUUUAUUUUUAUUUAAAAACAACUUUUCAACAAGUCUCUCUGUAUCGGUGUUUCUGUAUCCUAACCCAACUGUUUUGAGUUAUCUGCUUGUUAUCAACCGACUGUCCUGUCGUGUCUCAGUUGAUUGACAACGAGCAGAUCACCCAAAUCAGCUGAGAUGCAGAGAUGCCUAAGACCUGCAGGCAGGUGGCUCUCCAGGACCACGACUUAAGAACUCUGAUUUAAAAUGAGCACAUUCUUCAAGUAGCAUUUAUUAAAUGCGCUAUUACUAACAGGGUUGUUUACAUGAAUACUACAAAUUACACCCAGUUAACUAAAAAGAACUAACAAUAUAUUUUAGCGGAAUACAUUUGGAUAUGGGUUUUGUGUGAAGCAAGCCAGCUUUCUACCUGGUGUCUUUGUAAACAUCUUGAUGAAGCUGUAUUUUGUGUGAUUACAACCUUGCAUUCGGUAUGAUUGAAUUGACCUGGAGAUAAUAUGCAAACCAAUAGCUUCUGAGAUAAACAUUUGCAAGAUCUCGCAAUAGUUUUGCGGGGCCUUGCAAUAGUUUUGCGAGAUCACGCAAAAAAAUCUUGAGAAAAUUCCUAUAAUUUUUUUUUCCCUUCAUGUCCCCUGAGGGGCUUCGUAGGUAGCCAAUGCAGAGAUUUUAAAACUGGUGUGAAGUGGGCUCUCUUCCUGGUCUUUGUCAGCAUGCGUGCAGCUGAAUUUUUUUGAAGCCGUGAAAUGUUCCUUUUAGGAAGACCAGAGAGGAGAGCAUUGCAGUAGUCAAUUCUACAGAUGAUAAAAGCAUGAAUAAGAGUCUCUUCAUUGGCUUGAGAGGGAAACUGGCGCAUCUUGUAUAUGUGGCUCGAAACUGAAGUUUGAAUUAAAUGGAUUAAAAGCUAGAGCUCGGAGUUUUUGCACCAGUUUCUCUCUCUGUGGACCUGUACCAAAAACUAAAAAAACACACCUGCUCAUGUUAAUAAUACACCUGUACAAGUUAACAAUACACCUGUACAUAUAAUUAAUACACAUGUACAAGUUAAUAACACAUGCACAUAUUAAUAAUGCACCUGUACAUGUUAGUAAUACACCUGUACAAGUUAAUAACACACCUGGACAUGUUAAUAACAAACCUGUACAAGUGAUUGACAUACCUGUACAAGUUAAUAUUUCAACUGGACAAGAGAAAGAAGUAUUCAGGAAAACAUGUAAAGUCAGAGUAGGCAAAAAGAACUCCUGUUAAGUGUAAACAAUAUGUUUGAUGUUGUUGAUCAUGGUUGUGCCACAGCCUGCAUUUCAAAAUAUGAGUGUUUUGUGUUUUAUUAUUUUUGUGUCAGGUGGUUGUCAUAUUUUCGCUGUCAUUUGUAGACGUCCUCAGCGAGCUGUCUGGCAGUCAGUGAGGACUUUAUCUUCUGUGGCUGUGCUAAUGGAGUGGUCAGAGUGUUCAGUCCCUGCAGCCUGCAGUACAUCAGCACACUGCAGCGCCCCCACAGGCUGGGAGUUGAACUGUUACAGAGCACGCAGCUCAGGUACACACGCUGCAAAGACACAUACACACACCUGCUGGAUACUCCAAUCACUGACCAUAUACCUGUCCACACAGAAGCUGCUCACCUGCCAGUCCAGGUGCUCAGUACCCCGACACUUUGGCUCUGACCUAUGACCCUACCACCAAACACCUGACCUGUGUCUACAACGACCACAGCGUGUAUGUGUGGAACGUUACAGAUGUGAGGAGUGCUGUGAAACUGUACUCUGCUCUGUACCACAGUGGCUGUGUGUGGAACAUCCAAGUGAGUACUCAGAGGAAUACUUUGAUAAGCAAAAGUACUUCAUACUGCGAAAUACACUGACAUGACUAAUAAAGAUACUACAGUUUAAAAAAAAAACACUUUCUCCCAACACAGCAACUCAUGUGGAUGUUUUUAUUAAAAAAAAAAACGGACCUUUCUCAGUUAAAAACUCAUCUGGUGUGAAUAACUUGUGAUUGUGAAAAGUCCUGAACACGGGCUGGAAGAGAUGUGGCACAAUCACAACUGCCAACAUCUAUACAUGGAGAUAUCUCACUCCAGAAAAUGCCUGAAAAGAUUCAAUCACAUCAUGAAUUGUUGCAACCGUGAAUCAGAUUUUUUUUUUUUCAAAUCAGAGCUCCAUGAAAACAGUUUGUGUUUCUGUCUUCAGGUGUAUCCAGAGCUGUCAGAGUUAUCUCUGGCCUGUCUGCCUCCAUCCUCCUUCUUCACCUGUUCCUCUGAUAACACCAUUAGACUGUGGCAUGCCGACGCCUUCACAGGACCCAGAAACUCUUACAGCAACGUAAGACCAACAGACGGGUCUGCAGGAGUGCAUGAGAACAAAUACAGCACACAAGUUCACAGAUAGAAGGAGAAAAGUCUCUUUCACCAACGCUUUUGUUUGUUUUCAGGACCUGCUGAGGAUCCUGUAUGUGGGGGAGAACACACAGCAUCUGCAAGCAGAGGGGGAGAAGGGGGAGGCAACAGGGGCUGAUGGGAAGGCAGGGAUCAGAGUGCUGGGUAUCAGUCCUGAUGGACAACACUUGGCAGCUGGAGACCGCUGUGGAAACCUGCAGUGAGAAACACACACACUCACACAGUGGUUGGUUGCCAAAGCUAUAGAUGACAGAAGGUCAAACAUAAAAAGUUUUUUUUCAGAGAUGAUGAUUAAACUCAAACUUGACUUUUUUUUUUAAUAGAUGAAUCUUUUUUUUUUUCACAACUCUUCUGUAAAUAGUAGAUGACUUUUUGACACAUGACAACUGAGACUACAGACGAUUGAAUUUCCCUUCGGGGAUCAAAAAAAGUUCUUGUUAUUCUUAUUCUCUGCAGUGACAGAAUAAUGUUCAGACUGGAGCCAUAGAAAAAACAGUCUGUGUCUCUGAAAAAAAUCACUAAUAACCAGCAUCAAAAUAAACAAAUGUUUGACACAAAGCAGCUGGGAUCUGUCAGUGUGCUGAGUUCAGUGCCCCCUUGUGGAGGAAGUGUGUAGCGUGUGGACCUAUGCAGAUUUUUGGUAUUUGGACCUGAUGAUCCAGUUUGUCGGGUAAAAACUUGAGACUGAAGCUAAAUAUGUAACCUUAUCCAGCAGAGUAAGAGUGGAUUUCCAAAUCCAGAUCUUUCUGAUCCAGAUCAAAGAACAGCAGGAACCUAACAACCAGGCAGGGCUGGGGUUUCAUGUUGAUCCGGCAGGGCGCAGCGCAGGCCUGGAUGAAUUAGAGACAUAGAGCGCAGGUUGUAGUUUCCAUGUGAGGGUUUGAUACUGAAUAUGCUGCUGAUAACAGAAAUGACUCAGUUUGCUUGAAAAUUGAUGAAAAACUCCUCACAGGUGUGUGGGGCACCUCCUGACUUGUGUGUGUGUGUGUGUGUGUGUGUGUGUGUGUGUGUGUGUGUGUGUGUGUGUGUGUGUGUGUGUGUGUGUGUGUGUGUGUGUGUGUGUGUGUUCAGUAUCUUUGGUCUGAAGUUUCUGGACCAGCUGGUGAAGAUUGAGGCUCAUGACUCAGAGGUUUUGUGUUUGGAGUUCUCGCCCACAUCCACAGGUAUGUCCUCAGGUCAAAGGCCAUCCCCUGGACCUUCCUUUGACCUUAGAGGGGGAUGACUGAGCUGCUGCAGCUUUACAGUGUAACUCUGGUGUGGGGUACAUGAAUUGAUCAAAAGCUACAUGCUUUAACAAACAGAACUUUUACAAUGUCAUUCCUCCUCAUCACAUGGUUUUUACGUAUUUGCUGAGAGUGUCUUCAGUUUUAUCUAGAUGGUUCAAAAGUUUUUGGAGGGUAUGAAUUUAUUGUUAAGUCCAGAUAAUUUUCUAUUUUUAAGCAUUUAGAGUAAAACCAACAUUACAGACUCACCUGGCUGGAAGAUAGGGUGGUUGAUUCGUGUUAUAUGUGGUGUUGUCGUUUUAGGCGUGCAGCUGUUGGCGUCGGCUGGCAGGGAUCGACUGAUCCAUGUCUUCAACCUGCAGAAAAACUACAGCCUGGAACAGACGCUGAGCGACCACUCGGCAUCUAUCACUGCCGUCAAGUUCACAGGUGGAGUCUGAUUCAGGUUUAACUCACUCAGGCAACAUGAACCGUAACAGUUUAUGUUGCCUUGAUUGCUCAGUCCUGCAAAUUCGCCCUCUAUAACAUCAGGAGGAUCGGACCCUACCUGACAGAGCAUGCAACACAGCUCCUGGUACAUGCUCUUGUAAUUUCACUCAUUGACUUCUGCAACUCUUUACUGGCAGGCCUCCCUGCUUGUCAAACACAGUCAAACCUCUGCAAAUGAUCCAGAACAUACGUUUGGUCUUCAACCAGCCCAAGAUAGCUCAUCUUACUCCUCUGUUCAUUUCUCUACUCUUUCAUUUGUAGCUCGCAUCAAAUACAAAACUCUAAUCAUUGCUUACAAAGCAGUAACCAGAACGGCUCCUGUUUACCUGGAAACCCUCAUCCAGGUCUACACCCCUUCUCACCCACUACACUCAGUCACAGAGAGCCUGACUCUUCUCUUCUGUUGUUCCAAAAUGGUGGAAUGAAUUACCCAACUCCAUUUGAUCCGCAGAGUCCCUCUUGACUUUCAAAAGACAGCUAAAGACCCAGCUCUUUAGAUUCAACAAACUCCUUUAUUUUGAGGCUGUUUCUGUCUGCCACCAGUUUCCCUCCUCUCACACAUCAGGUUGCAGAUAUGCCAUCACAGAUACUCAGAUAAAGUAGGGCCGCUUCGAUGUUCAGGCUGGUGUAUGUGAUGAUGAAGAUGAUGCAGUCUCUUGAUUUUUAGAACUUUUCAUGAAGUCUGAAAGAGUUUGCAUGGAUUUGUAAUCUUUGUUUGGAGGUGUAAAAUAGAAAAAAAUGACUUUCAGGUAAAGGAAUAUUAUCCCGUUAUGGUCCGGGUUCUGUCUUUAUACAGACUGGGCUUAAUGUGGACAGAGGACACAGACAGCGCUGUGUUUGUCUCUUCAUGAUCUGACUCUUACCUGUUCCUGUGGUCUAGGUAAGAGUCCAGAGGUUCGAAUGGUGAGCUGUGGUGCCGACAAGAGCAUCUACUUCCAGACAGCGGAACAGGUCUGAACACACACUUACACACUCUUACACACUCUUACAUUCACAGUAUUAUAACAGUCCAGAGCGUGUGUGUGUGUGUGUGUGUGUGUGUGUGUGUGUGUGUGUGUGUGUGUGUGUGCGUGCGUGUGCAUGUGUGUCGUUGCAGACAGUGGACAAUAUUUCAUUCUCUAGGAGUCACCAUGUGGUGGAGAAGACAACGCUGUAUGACAUGGACCUGGACUCCUCAAGGACUCACGUCGCCAUCGCCUGUCAGGACCGAAACGUCAGGUCAGAGACUCCCGCAUUGUGUGUGUGUGUGUGUGUGUGUGUGUGUGUGUGUGUAUUGUUUCACCUGUGCUGACGUAGGUGUUUUUUUUUCAGGGUGUACAACGUAGAAACAGGGAAGCUGAAGAAGUGUUUGAAAGGCUCGUCUAGUGAUGAAGGCGCUCUGCUGAAGGUCAGUACGGUUCAGUCUCUCUGGGUUUGAUUGUUAUUGUCUGUAUUGAUCUGCAGGUUUAGACUGGAGUGCUCACCUGCAGUAGAAGCAGGGUGCACCUAAUAAUUUUCUGGAUUUCCAACAGUUUCUGUGGAAUUUGUCAUCAUGUACUGCUGUGUGAUGUUCUCUGUUGUGAUUGGCUGAUACUGUGCAGGUUGAAAUGGAUCCUUCGGGGUCAUUCUUUGCCACCAGCUGCUCUGACAAAAACAUCUCCAUCUUUGACUAUGAGUCUGGAGAGUGUGUGGCCACCCUGUUUGGACACUCAGGUGAGGAGGUCCAGGUGUGUCUGUUUAUGUUUGUUACUUUACCUGUGAGUCUUCUUGGUCAUUCAGCUGCUUUGUUUGACUCUCCCUCAGAGAUCGUCACCUGUAUGAGGUUCAGUCAGGACUGCAGACACCUCAUCACUGUGUCAGGAGACAGGUAACCACACCUCAGGUCUCAGUCCAUCAUGAUGGACCCUAAUGUGGAUUUUUAGAGUCAGAUCUAACCAGUUAUCAUCUUGUAGCUGUAGUUGUCAUCUGUUAUAGCUCAACAUAAAUUGGCUGGACACGAAAACUCAUGAGUAAUUCUAACAGCAGUGGAGGGCCUAAGCUGAUUUCACAUCAUUGAUGAGUGUGUAACACUCAGGUGAUCACCUUUUAAUGUAAUAAUAAUAAAAAUAAUAACUGAGGUGGGAGUAAGUCACUCAUAUGCAAGUCUCAAGUCAUAACCCUCAAGCCUCGAGCAAGUCCCAAGUCACCAUGGUGAGAAUCAAGCAAGUCAAGUCAUUGCUCAGGUUAAACAAAUCAUUAGUCAAGUCAUACAAAAAUCUGAUCACCUACCCCAUUUUCCACAUUUGUUUAGAUAUGCAUUCAUCUGUUAUUCAGCUUAGUAAACUACUAAAAGUCACGUAUCUGUACAUAUUUAUGAAGGAAACCUCACAAAGUGAACUAACAACAGUUUGGGACUCCAAAGAAUCAGAAUAAUAACUUUAUGGGAGGAUGCAUUUUUCAGCAGACAGAAAAAUAGCUGAAAAAUGCAUCCACCCGUAAAGCUACUAUUUAUGUUGAUUUUUGUGGUGAUCGUGUCGCUUAUUUUUGAGCUGCAGACCUAACAUGCUGCUGUUCUCUUCUUCGUACCAGCAUUGACAACAACAUAAUCCUUGAACCCAAAUUGUAUAAAUUUUGGUCUAGCUGCUUCCAUGGCUGCUGGGCCUGUGUUGAUCUGCAGACAACUGUUAGGGCUGAAACAUACAGGAUGCAUAUUGGGAGCGUGGCAGCAGUGUUGCAUAUCACGCAGCAAAUACGUUACCAUUCUAAUCAAUGCAGCAAAGCAUACAGGAUGUGUAUCUGCUCUGUCGGAGCAUUGUAUCGAGAGCAGCACUGCUAAAGAUGUGCGGCGAGUCUAUCUUUGCUGUUCUAUGCUUCCAAUGCGCAUCAAUCCACACAGAGAAGAUCGUUCUUGACAGGAAGUCAAGCACGAAAAGUGUGCAUGUCAUCCGGUAUUUCAAAAUAAAACACUGUAUGCGAACAUCUGAUUGUAUAUCAGACCGUGUAGAUAAGAAAUACUUCCUAGUUAUGGAUUUAUCAGUAACACAGAACAAUCCGAUGGUCAGUCCCUGAUCCAUGUGGACCCUGACAGGACUUUGAACUGCUAACUCUGUCUGAAGGUAACGGCACAGCAUAAAGGACCAUAGUUUACUUUAUUAAACACGAGUGAACCUGCAAAAACUGAAACUGUAAAAUCACGUUGCUUUUUCACAUGUAGUAGAGGCUCAACGGCCACUAAAUUUUAUCCAAAUUACCGGGAAAUAGACCACAGAAAGGAAAAACAACCUGUUGUGAGCAUGUUACUGAGCUCAGCUGACCAGGACUGCACUACGCUGCUGCUAAGCUCCGAAUACGCAUCCUGUGUGCGAUACCUGAUGCUGCUCGAGCAAAUACGGAACGUGCUCAAUACGGAUCUUGUAUGUUUUCUGCUUUCGGCACUGCAUGCUUAGCCGGUCAUGUUUCAAAUAAAACAUCAUUUCUAACGUAAUCUUAGAAAACACAAGUAUGUAAAUGAAAAAGUAAAGUCCUUUUGAGUUAUCUGUGCCAAGUCUCAAGUCAUGAAGACAAAGUCAAGUCUAGUCUUUUAUUAGUGUACGUCAAGCUAGUCUCAGGUCCUCAAAUUUGCGACUUGAGUCUGACUUGAGUCAAGUCAUGUGGCUCGAGUCCCCCACCCCUGAAUAAUAAUUAUUCUAUUAUUGGACAUACUCAGGGCUGUGAUGUAACAGGGCUCUUUAACUGCUGGAGCUGUGGGACACAGAGGGUUAAUCACAGCGAUUCCCCCCUCCAGUGUCAUAAUGACAAAGUGAGGAGCUACUGAAUAACUGUUAUGGCUUGGUCUGGUCAAGCUUCAAUCUGUUAAACAGAGCUUCCUCUAAAAGGUGGUGCUGCUGUCAGGGGUCAUGGAAUCUGUGUUAUUUAUUAUUAUUAUUUAUUAUUAUUUAUUUAUUUAUUUAUUUAUUUAUUUAUUUAUUUAUUAUUUAUAAGUAUUUUUUGAGUGGGCGAGUGGUGUCUUGUGCUAUGGAGCUUGCUAUGCGUGUGAUGGACCUGUUGUUCAGUUCUGUGAGGUUGGGUGUGGGUAGACCAAUCAGCUGCAGCCACAGAGUGAGAAGCUCCUCCACACAGAGACAGACAGGCAGAGCAGCUCUGUGUCACAUACUUCAGUUGUCCUGCUGCUCCACGUCUGUCUCACACUCUGCGGCAGGCUGACCCAGACUCGCUUCCCAUUUUAAAUACAUUUACAAAGUUGCCUUAAACUGCUUACAAAAACAUUAGUUUCUGGAACCCCAAUGUUCGAGCCAGAUAAGGGUCUGUACGACAAAAGGCGCUAAAACAUGACCGCUUUUGUCUAUAGUGGCCUCCAAAAUCAAAAGAAAAUGAAAACUCUGUCUAGCUGCUUUAAGUGUUUGCCUCAUAUGAGCCACGUUUCCCCAGACUUUGUAAAUCUGGUCACACCCUGGUAGACCUGAGCCAGUAGUACCAUGGUACCAUAAAACAGCUGUUUUAACUGCAGUAGUUACAUCUGUCCACUCAAACAACUUGAUGUUCAUGGUUGUGUGUUCUACCUGUGUUUUCUUGAGUGUAGUUGCGUGUUUGUGUGGAGGUUGGAUUCCCAGAUGACCAACACCAUGAGGAAGAGACGGGGCUUCAAACUGACCACCGCACCUGAAACCUGCAGAGUGAAGCAACAGCACAUCAGGUGAGUGGCAGCUGAAGGUGAUCUUGAGAGAUGAGGCGGUCCAGGUCUUCAGUCUGCUGAGGUUUGUUCUUCUUGUUUCAGGAGGGAGACCUUCAUCACUGUCCCCUCCUCUCACAUGCCUCACCUGGAAGAGGAAGAGGCUGACUCCAGUACUCCUACCAGACUAGACUCUGCUCAGGGUGAGGAAGGGGAGGUGGGGGAUGGUCAGGAUACAUUAUUACUUACAGGCUGAUGAAGUCCUUAAAAAGUUUGACUUGAGCUCCAUUUCAGCUUUGACUUUACUGUCCUCUUUUUCACCGUUGUCUAACAUCUCAGCUGUACUUCUGGUGCUGACAUGAUCCAUGAUCAGGAGUUUAGCAGAUGAGUAGCCCCUCUUCAAGGAUGAACAUCACUUUUCCAAAAAGUCAGAUUUUGAUCCAUCAGACGACAGGACAGUUUUCCUCUCCACCCCAGUCCACUUUAAAUGGGCUUAGGUCCACAGAAGUCUCUGGUGUUUCUGGACCCUGUUUCUAUGUGGUUGUCUCUACAUGGUUCAGUUUGAACCUCAUUUGUGGAUGCAGUGAUGAACUGUGUUCACAGAUGAUGGUUUUUGAAGUGAGUCUGAGCCCAUGUGGUGAUCUCCACUCCAGAGUCCUGUCUGUUUUUAAUGCAGUUGUUCCCCUAACAACCUUUUACAAACAUGUUAGUGCGUUUGAAAUGAUCAGACAUUUUUCCCUAAACAGUCACAUUUCUUAGUAUGUGAUGCUUUCUUUGCUCUGUUCACAGUGGUGCACAGGCUGUACAUGAUUCAGAAAAUACCACAGUCAUAGCUCAGCUUCUACAAAGGGCCUUUUUUUAUCAUGUGGUUUAAUCGGGACAUUAUCAGAAGAACAGACAAGAUUUCAAACGGACAGCUUCAAAUGAAGAAUGCUGUUUUCAUGAUGAGAUGACCUCACCAGAGUCAGACCCUCUCUGCACACAUGGAGUUACAGCUGAUCUGUAAAGGUCCUGUGCAGUUGAAGACAGUGGCCCUCAUUUAUCAAUCUUGCGCAGAUCUGAGUGCAGGAUUCAUCCUACGAUAGGACACACAUGAGAUUUAUGAAAGGGUUUGUAUCUGACCAAUCCCAGCGUACGUAUGAUCGGGUCUUGAUAAAUGCGGCGGCUGAAAUCGAUCGUCAUUAACAUGUUUACGCCCUUGAAUAUUCGUGGCUCAGAAGCCUCGCCCACUGAGGUCAAACAUGAAAGAGGAGAAAUAUUAGAAAGAUGCAAAACUUUUCCAAAUGAAAGUGGAUAUCCUCACGUCUGUGGUGGAAACUAACACGGAUUUUCUCUUUGGAAACAUCAAAACCGGUAUAAAAGCUGGAGCAGGAUUAUGGUGGCGGUGAACAGCGCUGCUGCGGAAUAGCGGACAGUGGCUGAAGUUUGAAUAAAUAAUUAGUCAAUAAGUUGCUCAUGAUAAUAAAUUAAUAUCUCAUACAUGCCUCAUAUUUUUUAUUGCCAUGACAUAGGGUACGUUGCUUCCAUUAUUGAAAGUAUUUAGUUUUAAUUUGUUGCAUCUUUGUAAUGUAGAGCAGACUGGAGAGUCUGACAGAGGCUGAACAAAAAUAAUCAUUAACGUCACCAAACGGUGUGUUGCUGCCCCUGCGGCACAUUUUUAUGGAUUUCUAUUUUAUUUUUAUCACUGAUUAAAUAGCAAAAGCACUUUCUAAAAUUAUACUUUACAUGUCAGAGUCCAUGGAUAAGGUCCUGUCACCUUUGUGGAGUCUCUCCUCGUUAUUGUUCUACAGGCAUCGGGUCCUCACGUUGCACCGGCACAGCCAACGGCACUCCAUUCACCAGAGCAACAUUGUGCAAAACUGUACUGGCACAAAUGAUGUCCCACACCCUUUCAGGAGUGUACAACAAUGUCCCCGCUGCUGGGCCAAGACAGAGACACCUGCCUUUUAGGAGUCAAAUGCAGCGCUCCACAGUGGCGAGUGUGCAUGUGUGCGCAGUGUUAAAACGGCGCUCCUGCUCUGUGGCAGUGUUUCUGGGCAGAAUUAUCAAAUAGGCCUAAGGACCACCAAGGACGUAACAACUUUAUUUUAUUUUAUUUUAUUUACAUCUUAAUCUUUAAUGAAAUCUGGCUGAUUGUGAUAAAUGAUUUGAGGUUUGUUUAUCAAUUAUUGCGAGACAGAUAUUUGCUGCACCGCAGAUCCACACUGACUCAAACUUGCGUACACGAUUUCAGACCUGUUGUGAGAUUUGGUCGUAGCGUACGCUCACGUGCAGAUUGAUAAAUGCUGAUUCUCACGUCAAGUUUUCUGCCAUAUGCAAGCUUGAUAAAUGAGGGCCACUGUGUGUUGUUUUGUGUUUCAGACACUCAGCUGCUGCAGACCAAUGGGAAGCUGCCCAUGUGGUUCAGGAAACUGGUCAGUCUGUUAUUCACUGAUUGCCUUACUUAUAACUGAUAUGUUUGUUUUUGUACUUUUAUUAACUGUAGCUGUGUUUGAGUGUUCAGCAGGGGCAGGAUGGAGCCUCCUCUGCCGUCCAUUUAGAUGGUGAGCCCAGUCAGGCACGGUGUCGAUGGACGGAGCAGCUGAACCCUCUGGUCAUCUGCUCCAACUUCUCCCCAAGCCCUACUAAGAGUCAGGAGGAGGAGGAGCAGCAGGAGGAGGAGGAGGAUUUCCAUCCUCAGAGUCUAGAGAGUCUGCUGGGAGAGGAAGAAGAGGAAGAGGAGGGGGAGGAGAAGGAGGUCAGCAGAAGGUUUUUUAGUCAGUUUAAAAUAAGAUGAGAGUGUGGGAUCAGUAAAAAGCACCUCAGCACAUAAGCAACAUAAUAAGACAUUACAACAAAAAUACUCAAGAACUUGCACAUGUGGGAGGAGGGCAGGUGUCAGGGAGGACGGGUGUCACAGCACAGACCCUGGGGUGAGCGCAGCCACACUUGGUGCAAGCAUCAACCCACAGUACCUGCACCAUGACAUUAUGUUUUGAAUGAUGUUGAAGUUUAAAUCUGUGGGUGAUGUUCAGGUGCUGCAGGAUCCAGGUGAGGACAGGAGCCCCUUUAUCCUUCACCCAAACACCACCAACACCACAGCAGACAGGUGAGCUUCAGAAGGAUUAUAGUCGGCAUAGCUGGAUCCUCUCGUUGGAUAAUGAUGACCAGAGUGUUGCUCUGUUUUCAGGGAUUUUAAUGUUGAAGGUAUGGCCAACCCUCAGCACUCUCUGACCCAGCUGGAGGUCAAAGGUCAGGGGACAGAGCCUGUGUGGAGCACUCAGCUAAGUCCAGACUCGGCCUGCUCUGAGGGCUCAGCAGGAAGUCUGGAGCAGCUGCAGGAUGCAGGUCUGAGAGCUGUUCAAACUUCCAUAUUGAGUGUGUAACCUGUAUGAUUGAGUUGUGUCUCUGUGGCCUCUCCUCUGCAGACACAGACUCUCUAAGUCAGGGCAGCUCUGUGGGCAGUCUGGUCCUGGAGGACGACGAGGACAGAAACUUACUGAAGAACCACUUUGAUACUCUGGCCUCCAGUCUGACAGAUGGUAAAACACUCUCCAUUAUUUGACUGUAUUCAUUGUAUUUCUGUUUGAGCUUGUUUUACUGCGUUCACCUCCUUGUUUUCUUGAAUCAUAUUCAGUCUUUCAUCUGCUUGGUCUCAGUUCACUUGGCUUAGUUUUUGUGAGGUUGUUUGGGUUCUCUUUAGGACUGCACAGCCUUAAAAAGCGGCUCAUGAGCCAAGACAGAAAGACAAGAGAAGCAAAUGUGAUAAAAUAAAAAUCAGAUUUUUGAGUGAAACAAACUUACCAAAGUUUGACCCUCCACCCUUCCAGUGACCUGGGGCCUCAUUUAUAAAACCUGGCGUAGGAUCCAUACUAAAAGUGUACGUAAGUUGAAAAGCUGAAAAGUGCGUAGGCAAAAAAAAAAUCUGAUUUAUAAAACCCUGCCUACGCACACCUGCACGCACUUUCCCUUUAUAAAUCACAGACCAGCUGGAAAGUUGCUCAGCAGGGAUUUGAUUCUUCCCCGCCCUCUCCACACCCAAAAUUCACCAUGUAUGGUCAUGCAAAUUACCUCAUGAAUGUGAUUUGCAUGUAGAUAAGCCUGAUGGAUGCAUGGCAUUUCACGCUUAACCAUGGCAUCAGCAAGUCGUAGAAAAAGAAACUUUUCAGAGAUCGAGGUGGAGGUUCUUGUAAAUGAGAUGGCGGCGAGACGGGAGACCUUAUUCGGCGGCCAUUCGAGUGGCAUCACCAAUAAAAACGCCGUUGCCGUGGUGGCAAUUGCGGCUGGCACUGAGCGCAGCGUUGCCGAAACAGUGUUGUUUUCGUCAUAUUUCGUCAAAUAUUUUCGUCAACACCAGCGUCAAAAAGAAAUAUUUUCAUCAACGAGAACAACACUGGUUGUUUUUGUUGACGGAAAUAUUUCCCUUUUCUUCCACGACGAAGACGUAACGUUGACGAGCUAAACAUAAGUCGGAGAUGACUAAAAUGUGACGAGACGAAAGUGCGUUUACGUUGAUGGGACGAGACGAAAAUGACGAACAGAGUUGCAAAACUCAGUCAGUUAAACGCUAAACAUAUAGGAGCAGCUUCUGUCCGCUCUGACAGCUCUCAUCAGCCUGCUGUGCUCCUCCAACACACAGACACACACACACGCGCGCGCGCACACGUGGAGUUUUGUUUUCGUUGACGAUGACGAAAACAAAACUGUGCCGAAAUCAAGAAGUGGUCUGAUCUAAAGGUGGAGGCAAAGAAAAAAGUGGCUUUGCACCAUCAGAGCGUGGCGGCGACAGGUGAGGAUCAGAAAAAACAAGCACGUGUGACACUCGUGCAUGUGUUCAAAAAAAAAAAAACGCUCCGUUAUCCACCGCUGCUUAUGUGGUGAAAGUUCGUAAACCAAAAAGAUUUAGUCAUAUUAAUCUUAAAACAAAUGCAUGUAAAUGGAAUUUGUUUUUUUGCACAUUUGUAAAUUCAAAUUGGCAAACUAUCUACACCGCCACAGUGGGGUCUGUGCUUUCUGCGAGCAUCACUGCCUGGUACGGCAGCUGCAGCUCUCAGGACAGAAAGGCUGCAUCGAGUCAUCCGUUGUGCUGAACGCAUCACCCGGACUGUUCUCACCUUGCUCCGAUUGUCUCCAAAAAGUGCGUAAGCAAGGUGUGGAGUUUGCUUAAAGUUGCGCACAUUCCUACACUAGUUUUUCUUUUAUAAAUCCCAACUCUUGCGUAAGAAGUGGCGUACGCAAUUUCUAGCCAGGUUUUGUGCGUAAGCAAGCUUUAUAAAUGAGGCCCCUGGUCUAAAGGGUGACCCUGUUCUUAACGGGCACCUUUCAGCAAAAUGCAUCGCUCACAAAAUCCUUUUUACUCAAGACCCGUUGUUCAACUGAUGAGCAUAUUUUGACACAAAGCCCCAGGAUGCAUUUCAAAGUUUUUUUUUCUUUUUGGGAUUUAACAGCUAUUGAAACCACGACAACCACUGACACAUUUUGCAGAGAGUGGCCAGUUAACACAGUCACUUUUUAAACCACAACAUUGGUAAAAGAGAGCCACCCUGUCAGCAGAGCAGUGCGGGUAAGAAACAUUCAUUAAACAGAAAACCCACAAACGACUGAGGGACUCCAUAAAGAAUCUGAACAAUGGUCUCAGUCAGAUUUAAGCUCUUCUUACCUGAUGGUGAGAGGACACUGAACAAAAAUCAACACAAGAGUCUUGAAGCGUUUGAGUACAUCCCUGAGAGUCCGCUUUAAACCCACAAUAACCUUUAGCUUUACUCCUUACAACAUGAGGUCCAUCUUUGAAUGCAGCCACUGGUCUGUUAACACCUACACCGUUCUUAUACUGAUGCAAUCAUGUGACCACUGACCUUUCAGAGAAGUUUGACACAGACCUGAGGACUCUGCAGCCUCCAGAGGAAAAACACUUCCUGAACCCUCGACUUAGCAUCUCCACCCGCUUCCUGUCCAGGUUCCAAGACAGGAUCAGGUCAGUCUACUCACAAACCUCAGGGGCACAUGAACAAUUCAGUUCACCUUGUGGUUGUCAUAGUGAAACUAGUACCUACCUGUCUUUUUUUUAGGGCAUGGCCUAGCCAAGCCCCGUCUCAGGUUUCGAUUCCAAGCAGGAUCUCAGAGGAGAGCAACAUCAGCAACACAUCAGUACGUACACAUGUGACCACCACCUGAGCCACUCCAAACACCCUUUAACCCCUCUGAGCCACUCAAAAACACCCUUAAACCCACCCGAGCCAGUCAAAACACCCUGUAACCCAUCUGAGCCACUCAAAAACACCCUGAAACGCACCUGAGCUGCUCAGAACACUCUCAGACCUACUUGAACCACUUAAAAGACCCUUAAACCCACCUGGGCCGCUCAGAACACUCAGACCCUCUUGAACCACUUAAAACACCCUGAAACCCACCUGAGCCGGUCAGAACACUCUCAGACCCACUUGAGACAGUCAGAACACUCUCAGACCCACUUGAGACACUCAAAACACCCUGAAACCAACAUGAGCCACUCGAAACACCCUGAAACCCACCUAAGCCACUCAAAACACCCUCAAACAAUCCACAAUCCACAGUAAAGAUGAACGGAUUUACCUCAGAUUGCUUUACUCUGGAACUGGGUGUAGACAAAGUUGUCCAAUAUCCCCUUUGUUAUUUGAUAUUGGUAUUGAAGCAUUAGCACAGCUUAUUAGGGAUAAUGAUAAUAUAAGAGGGAUUAAGAUAAACAGGGAACGGCAUACAAUCUCAAUUUAUGCUGACAACAUAUUGCUGUAUUUUACAAAACCUGCAACAACAAUGCCAUACUUAAAGGACUUCAUUUUCACUUACAGAUACUUCUGGGGCUACAUAUUAAACAUGGACAAAACAAUGGCCAUAAAUAUAUAGGUGGCAACAUCUCAGAUACAUCUAAAUUGCAGAGUAGGUUUAAAUGGCAGUAGAUGCCCACUGAGCAAUGCGACAAUAAAAUGACAUCUAUUGAAUGUAUUUUUUUGACGUCAUAAAUCAGGUCUCCUUAAGGUGCAGAUUGAAAGUUUUUUUUAACAUCUUUUUCGGACUUCAUAUGGACGUCCAAUUCUGACGUCUUGUGAACCUCCAAAUCGGACAUUCAAAUGACAUGCAAUUUCAGUCGAAAUUGGCCGUAUAGAUCAGGUCUCCUGAAGGUGCAGAAUGAAAGUUUUUUUUUAAUGUCUUUUUCGGAGAUCAUAUGGACAUUCAAUUCUGACAUCUUGUGGACCUCCAAAUCGGAUGUUCAAAUGACGUGCAGUUUCAGCAGUCUUAUUGAACGUUGAUAAGACCUUCAUCCUGCACCUCCAGAGGAAGGUCCUUGUCGGACCACAGCACGUUUAAAUGUGGACGUCAUCUCAACGUCUAACAAAGUCCAAUAAUGAUGUCUAAAUCUUGGAUGUAUUUUGCACGUUGUGCUGAUGUCCAGAUUUGGUCCUUGUUGGACUACACAUGUUCAGAUAAAGUACAAAUGUGGACGUCACUUUAACGCCUAAAAGAGGUCCAAUAAUGACGUCUAAAUCUUGGAUCCAUUUUGCACGUUGUGCUGACGUCUAGGUUUGGUCUUCAGAUGAUGUCCAAAUUCUAAACGUCAGAGCGACGUCUAAAAAAGGUCCAAUUUGGAAGUCGAAAUUUCGAACCUAUUUUGCACGUCGCACUGACGUCUAGAUGUGGUCUUUGACAGUACGACCCAAUACUGACUUGAUCUGCACAUAUCUUUGACGUCCGAUGUUUGGUGGGUGGCAUCAAAUAUUGAGGCGUUCAUAUACCACCUUAAUUUGAAAAACUAUACAGUUACAAUUACAAAAGCUCAAUUUAUAAUAUAUGUAAGGACUAAGACAGACAGUCAAUAUUGCCUCUUUCACUGCUGGGAUGCAUUGAGAGUGUCUGUAUGAAUGUGCUGCCUAAAUUACUAUAUUUAUUUUUUAGAUACCUGUUGACAUCCCCAAAACUACAUUUGACAAAUUGGACAAACUAAUCUCAAUAUGUAUCUGGCAGAAAAAGUGAAAAACCAGACUAAAAGUGCUACAGUUAUCUAAACUAAAGGGAAGGCUCAAACUCCUUAAUCUGAGAUACUACUUUUUGGCUGCGCAACUAAAACCGCCAGUAAUAUGGAUUCAGGACCUAUUGUAAACACGCUGGCUCAAUAUUGAAAAGAGUUUAUGUAAAAGACCUGCCAUUCUUAUGGAAGCAAUUGUGACUCAUAUCUCAAAUUCAAAAGCAUUAGCAGAAAUGCAUUUUCAUUUCAAAGUCCUGGAUGCACUAUUUGACUCAAAAAUAAAAACAAAAAGCAAUAUUCCAAAAUGCAAUUUCAUUUUCUUCAAGACUGCUCACUCUGUGACUAAAUUAAAAAGCAAAAUCAAAACACAUUUAACAUUUAAUUUUCAAAACAUUCUCCAGCAAAAAAAGUAACAAAAUUAAAUUUGAAAUGUCAAAUUGGAAAAUUUUAAAAGCAUUAGCAGAAAUGUGUUUUCAUUUCAAAGUUAUGGCUGCACUAUUUGACUCAAAAAUAAAAAUAAAAAGCAAUAUUCCAAAAUGCAUUUUCAUUUUCUCCUUCAAGACUGCUCAUUUUGUGACCAAAUUAAAAAGAAAAACCAAACUCAGAAAUGCUUUUUCGUUUCCGUGCUUGCCCGCAAAAAGUGCCUCAUAAUUCAAUCUGAGUUCACAAUCUCAAGUGGUGCCGGAAAGUGACGUCACAGACCCCACUCGUUCUGGCCCCUUCUGGCCGAUAGGGGGCAGUGAAUCCGUGUAUCAUUCGUUCAAUUGAUAUUCAAUCAAGAACCAAAAAACAAAACAUUUCCCUCUUUCCCUUUUUGAAAUGAAAACAAAUAAAUUAAAAUUUGUUCGUUUUCCAAUAUUCCAUCAGUUAACAUAGAUCAAAUAAACUGAGGUUGAAUUACGGGCCACGGGCUGAUUGUGUUAUUAUUAUUUAAUUUGUACGCUCGUCGUGACUCGAAAGUUGUAUCGUCUGUGUUUUUGCCGGUGUGUCAACCCGAUCGUACUGAUUUAAAGGGCCUUUGAGACAUGCAUGUUAAGGGGAAUUAUAGGGUCAAAAAUUAAGCUGAAAGCACGAAACAUAAGAAGACGGAAACUGGUGACCGUGCAAAUGCCUGUCCAAAAUAUAGCUGUCACAGAGUGGGAAAUUUAACAAACCUUUUCGUUGUGAGAGGAACUUAUUUUGCGGUAUCUUUUUGAUCAUUAGGUGUGUGGGUAGUACUCACAGUACCACAGGUGGUGUGAAAAUAUUUGUGGGAUGUGUUUAAAUACAGCGCGAGGUCAGAUGUACUCUCCGUGUUACCUGUGUUAUCUCUUGACAGCCUAUACACCUCGCUUGUUGGUUGUAUUCAAUGUUUGUGUGGACGUCUCCACAGUUAUGAUCCACGCUUUAAAUAAGUAGAAACAAAACACUUAAAUCAUUUACACAGCUGUCUGAGGAAUUUAAGCUACCGAGCACAGAUUUCUUCAGAUACUUACAGUAAUGGAAUUUCUUAUUAAAACACAAAGACUGGGACAAAGUUGCUAAACCUAUACUAAUUGAAGAAAUAUUGAUUAAAGUGCAAACCAAAAAAUGAGAUAAGAAAUGAAUAAGCUAUUGUUGCCAGAUGUUCCUGAGCAGGAAUUUGAAUGACACUGCACAGGUUAAGGAGAGAUGGGAAAUUGAAAAUAAUUCCAACAUAUCACAUGAUAUGUGGGAGGAACUUUGUGCUGGGGUACAUUUGGUAACUAAUUCAAAUGUAUGGAGAGAAUUUAAAUGUAAGGUAGUCAUGAGGUUUUUUCGGACACCUGAAAUUACACCUAAAUUUGGCACUACACACUCCAGUAAAUGCUGGAGAAACUGCUGUCCACACAUUGGUAAUCAGACCCACAUACUCUGGCUGUGCCCAAAACUGGAAGCAUUCUGGAGGUAAGUGUUUGGAACACUAAUAAAAUAUUUGGUGGAAAUGUUAGAAUGGACCCAAUAGUGGCCCUACUAGGUCUAUUACCAAGAGGCAUUGAAGGAAGAGCCAAAAAAUAUCUCUUACAGAUAUUACUAGCAACAGCAAUAAAAUGCAUUACAGUGAAGCGGUUGAAGCCUGACCCUCCAACACACAAUAUGUGGACUGAAUAAAGGAAAUAUAUCAAAUGGAACAAAUAACAUAUUCCCUGAGACUUCAAAAACAUAUAUUCACUAAAAGGUGGAUCUCUGCUAUGGGUAUAAUGAUAUAAUUCUAUUUCUUUAUUUUUCUAUUUUAUUCUGUAUUUUUCUUUGUCAUUAUAGUCUCAGUCUCUUUUGUUUUACCAAAACAAUGAUGAAUAUGAUUCUAUACAUGAUUUUAAAUGAAACUUAAAUAAAAACCAAGUUUAAAAAAAAAAAAAAACUUAAACCCACCUGAGCCUCUCAAAACACCCUCAAAUCUACCUGAGUCACUUAAAACACUCUAAAACAAGAAUCUGAAAUCUGAAACGCAUAAGAGCAACUCUGAACAUACCUGAAAUGUACCUAUGGUACACUGAUCACACCUAGACAAACCUGAGACACAAUUAUUACACCUGAGUCUCUGUGCAACAUUAACUUCAGUGAAUGUUUGUUUUCAGGUAAAUGCUGAAUCGAGCAGUGAGGUCACCUCGAAUAAUUUGGCGCAGACAGAAAACAUGAACAGAUUAGGUGAGUCAACUCUUGGUCCUUCUGUUUUCCUCAGUUUAAAAAGAUAAUUGUAACCUUGUAACAGAAAGGUGAUCAUUUCAGACACCUGUUCAGACCGUUUCAAAUGAUCCUUUACAAACCUUUGGAGGGGAAAUAGAACUAGGAUAUGCAUGAAUAAAAACCCGACUUUAUGAAAAAGGUGUUUAUUUUUAGAUUAAAAUCUUUUAUCUAUACUUCUGUUGAGAUUUAAAAGUUUGUGUAAAAAAUGAUAAAAAAUGUGAAAAUAUGAACAUUGUUCUGAAGUUUUGUGUUAGUGUCAGUAGUUUUCUUGUCAUUCCUGUAGUCUGAAAUAAAAAUAAAAAAAUACCUAUACGAGUAGUUAUGCCUUGUAUUAGUUUGUCCUCCUGUUGGCAAAAGGUGCAAAUAUAGAUAUUCAAUUUUUUUAAAACCUAUGUGUUAUUUUUAGAACAAUUACUCAAACUUCAUUUUGAUGCAAUUUCGACAGCCCUGGGCCCCUAAAAAUAGGACAUUUCAUCUUGUGUGGUGUGUCAAAGUGAUGGACAGUCUAGAACAUUUGUGAGGCCUCAGAACCUACAGACAGACAGUCCACCAUAUUUAAAUUUUCUCUCCGUUGUCAGUGAUUUGGUCUGAGACGGCAGUGACGUUGACCAAUGCACAAACAGAAGUCACAACCAUCAACAGGAAGAAUGAAGCUGUUACAGUGAGAUGGUUAUGAGAAAGAGGAAAGAUUGUGGGGCUCUGUCAGCAACAUCAUCCCUGAUUGAAUGAUGUGUUGACGAGGGACGACUAAGCCAGACUAACGAAGAGAAAAAUUGAGAGGAAUAGCAGCCAAUAACAGUUAAGGGUGUUGUGAAGCUUCUCUCCUUCUCCUUCAAGUGUCAUUGCCUCAGUCGUGAUGCUUGAUUGUGUGUUGGCGUGUAGUCAGUCAUGUCUGUUGGUAAAAUCAGGCCACGAAUCUGAGAUCAUCCAACAACACCUUUCAAAAGUACAUAAAUUCCAUAGACUGUAUAUAAGAUGGACAGAGUCUGCCUCCUUGCUGGGUGAAGCCACUCCGAGAACAGCACCCUCUGUUGAUGGGCUGCAGUACAGGUCAUAAAUCCCGCCUCCGACAGCAAAGCUUAUGGGACUGUGGACAAACUUUGGAAAUUUAUUACACAGAACAUAAAUUGUUCUCCCCCCUGCUUGUGAUGUUGACAUGUAGUUAUUGUAAGACUGGUUUGUGCCCAAGUCCUUUUUUUCUGUACAGCUCCGUUUUUAAAAGUUAUUAGGGGGUUCAUGUUUUCUAUGAUUGACACUUGGUACAGCCUAUGGGCAUUCAGGGAUUGCGUAGCUCUCCCGGGGGGAUACGCUGUUUGAGCCGAGCGUCAUCACAGGGACACUCUGCGACUGCGCGGCCGAAUUCGCACAUCGCUACUGCACAGCCCUGGUUUCAAGGAAGUGGAGAAAAACCCGGAAUUACAGAGAGCUUUUUGGCUUCAAAUCCGUAUACAGGCGGAGGGCGGAACCAGUGUGUCCAUCUUAUAUACAGUCUAUGAUAAAUUCUCAUAGCACCCCAGUGUGAAGUACAAUUAAGAACAACACUGCACAGCCUACAUGUAAAUGCAGGGGGCGGGGGUGUUACAGUGUGUUUUGGAAACUUUGGAAUGAUUUAUUGAAAUGACAGAAGCUCCAAGACAGUCCUGAGGGACUCCAGGUUUCAUCUAAGACAGAAGUCUGUGUUCUCUGUGUGUGUGAUCACAGUAAGACGCACCCAGUCAGUUCUUCAUCGAAGAGCUUCCUGCAGGAUUUCCCAUCAGCCCCAACGGCGUCCUUCACGCAGACGAAAUUCUGUUGUUAUUAUCCAGUGCAAAGAUCAGCUUGGAGGUUUGUGUGCAGGCGCGGAGUCACAUGGGUGAUUUAUGUUCAUCUUUGGGACUUUUUUUUUGUUUUAUAAAAUCUCACAAGGUUGGAGGUCAAACCCUUUUCUGUCAUACACUCAUCUGGAUUAGGUUUUGGGUUUUCUAAAGUUUGGUCACCAUUCCUUUGAGUUCUGGUGUUUUUGGCCCAGUUUCAUGCCAACUAAAACAGUGAGAUUAAAACUACAGGUUUCCUAUUGGUUAAACAAGCAGGACUUGGAUUACUUAGCUUCAGAGGUGCUAGGUAGUAGAUUAUGUUAACGUCUAAGCUUUAUGCUUUAGGAAGUCUCAACCCCAUUCAAAUCUCAUACACGAAACUAAGAUGGCUCCCAGGAGCAACAAUCAGAAGACGAGCUUACUUCAAAAGCAUUUGAUUGUGCUGCAGGUGUAAAAAGUGAGGGUGAACACUGUAGUUCUGUCUGUGGUCUGUGUUCGUGUCAAGGUCACUAACAAGCAUGAUGAUCAGAAAAACACUGGCAUAUAGACUUGCAUAAACCAUUUUAAACAUUUGGCGGGUAUCUGACAGCAGCAGCUUACCAGUAUGUUUACAUUCUAUGGUCAUAUGACAUACGGACGUGUUUAGUGUUGAGACAUCACCUAUUUGUUGAAGAAGCUGUUCUUGUAGCCUCAAUAACUACAAAACAAACAUGUUACCAGGGAUUCAUCACAGUUUGGAUGCAACCUUACUCAGCCCAACCGGAACAUUACAUCCCUGUGAGGAAGUUUCAGUUUGUGACAGUUUUGGUGGGGUUCCUGCCAGACCCUUUAAUGCUAAAUCUGGAGAUCACAUUCAAAAACCAGCUGGAAUGGUGCAAGACCGCCAUCAGAAUAUAAACUGAUUAAUGAUCUGAGAGAUGAUCCCAGUUAGACAGAGUAAAUGUAAACUUUCAGUCAAACUGUGAGAACCUUUAUAAAAGCACCCCCUAACCCCACUUCAGUAUCUGAGUCUGGUCAGGGAUCACUCACCUGAAACCCUCACUUUAGAUCAUCGUAUCUUACUCUCUCCUUCUCCAACCAAUCAGAUGUCACCUCCAACACUUUAGCAGCCCAGAACAGCAGCACAGUCCAGCAGGGGGCUCUUCAUUCGGGGUAUCUUGGAACCACAGCCAGCUCCAGGGCCAAACUGAGCCAGGACCUCCUCACAACCCUCAAUACCUCCUCUCACACUUGCUCCAACUCUCACCAUGAGGAGGGGCAGGAGCAAAAAGAUGUGUCCUCUCUAUCAGAACCUCAGCCUCCUCCUCCUCCUCUGCAGUCUGUCGGUCUGGACCUCAACAGCCCUGAACCUGAACCCUGUCAGGACCAGACUGUGAGGUAAGACCUGGUCUAACUACCACCCAGCUGGUUAAUAUUGAACUACCCCCUCAUGCAAAUGUCAGUUUGAUGGUUUCUUGCUGUCUUUUCUUUGCUGUUAGUGUCGCUCCAUCCCAGAGGGCUCAGGACCACACACCUGAGACGAGCUCCCAGGCAUUGGUCGUGCCCACAGAUGUGAUGUCAGAGGGCGGGGCCAGCAGGUGGAGCAUCAGCAGUGUUGAGGAGACUCUGAGGAGUAUCACCAGAACCACACCCACAAAAUCCGACAUCAUCCAAUGCGACGCCUCCAGAAAGGAGGGUCAGGAGGGAUCGGAGAACAAAAUCCAGAAUGAUUCAGGUCAGACUUAUAUCUUUAAUUAUUUUGUAAAUAUUUCUAGAGUUUUUAUUCUCCCUGAAGAAAAAUAUCAGAUACAGAUAAUUUAUUUCCGAUAGAUGGUGAAAUAGUCAAGUCUUUAACAGUGUAAGCUAUUAGAUUAAAAACUCUACUAUUUCAUUUACUUUACAAUGACUUUGUGACUUUUUAAAAACAGUAAUAACUAAAUAUAUACCAACCUUUAAAGGGAUAUUCCAGCUUAAGUUUAAGCCAUGGACAAACACACCGUAACACUGAGUUAGACCCUCUUAAAGAGAUGAAUUUUGCCUACUGCUUGCUUCUCUAGUUAUACCAACUUUAAAGACUGCACGAUAGCAAUACACAGCCGUCCCAGAAGCCACGCACUCAACCAAAAAGCAACUGUACAGCCACAAAUAAUGCUCAGACCAGCUGCUUGUUUGUGGGGGAAUCCUGAUGAGUCGAUCACGAAGUGCAGCUGAGUUCUGCAGCAAAAAGAAAUGCAAUCAGGCUGAGACGCUCAGGCAGAAGAACUACUGUGUCUGCAGUGCACAAGAUACACAAGAACUCUGAUUGCAUGGUCUGGCUGUUUGAGUAUGAUGUGUUCAAGCUGCUGAUUUGGUCUGAAACAGGACAAGAGUCUCUGGAAACACUGAACAGUUUUUCUGAUCCGUUUCAUUUUCCUCAGUCACAGACAGAUCUUCAGUGUACCUACCGACCUCCUCCUCCUCUCCUCCAUCAGAGACACUACAGCUUCACCCAUCAGGUAACUUCACCCACAAUACAUGUGACCCUACCCCUUUCACUUAAGAACCCACCCCUUUUCUGCACUGCUCUCCUACAGUCUUAAUCUCGAAUCUGUCCUAAAGCUGCUAAAGGUCGUCAGGCUCUUCAGAGGAUAAAUCCUGUCCGUGCAUUUUAACAAGCUCUCCUGUGGCGCCUCCCUCAGGACAAACUCAGCAUGAGUCCAUGAUUGUAGAUGAGACCAAUUGUCUGAUGUUUUUCGCUUCAGCUCCGGCUGCUGAUGAAGAGCUCAGUCUGCUACAGUGUCAGCAGGUCGCCAGCGAGCUGAGAGAGACGACAAGACGAGCAGUACACCUGUAUCGACAGGUGAGCCCCAGAAUUUACAUAAUACAUAAUAACAGGGCAGCUGACAGGGAGGGGGAGAUUUCUAAACAAGAGUAAAAGUCCAUCUGACUGAAGCUUUCAGAAAAGCAGAAAUUAAUCGGUUUGUGCUUUUCUAAAAGUGAGAGAAAACAUGUUAAGCCAUUUUAAAAUAUAUUUCAAAUAUACACGAUAAAAUGGAUGAAAUGAACUGUAUUUCUGCUCAGGAGAGUCAGCAGUAGAGUUUUUACAGAAAAGAUUAAAAACCGCUAUUAUGUCUUCAGAUGAGUGGAGUGUGAAACCUGUCGGUUCAAAUAAGAAGUUUCACUGAAAGACUUGAUUUCUGUCCGUUUUAAGUCCUCUUUUCUCUCCUCUUGCAGCUUGGUGGCUCAGAGAAGUAUCCCCAGAUGUUGUCAGUACUGCGGGAGACCUUUGACGCUGUUCACUCUGAGCUGCAGACAGUGCUGCACUGCACAGACGAGCAGAGCUGCAGCGCCCCCUUUGGUCUGCUAGAGAGCGACGGGACAUUGUUUCUGCUGGAGAAAUACUCUGAGCUGCUGGUCCAGAUGACCCAGAACAAACUGAAUCGGGCCUGAACCAGGACCAGCCUGCUGCCUCUGGCAGUACAGAGGAUGAAAGAGACACGACUGCCCUCAGUCUCAGUCUGAGUGACUGGUUUUAUGCAGGGCAGGUUUUAUUCAAACUGAUUUAAAAAUCAUCAGUAUAAAGUUUUAUGCACCCUAUGGAUUUUAAUUUUAAGGUCAACUGAUGACAGUCACAUUUGUUUGUACAGAAACUGCAUUUUUUAAAUAUUUUUAAAUAAAAGUUAAUUGUUUAUCAUA